ACUCGCUUGUCACCCGCUCACUCUUGAACACACACUUACGCCUGCCCUCAGACACGCUGCUGCAACACUUGCCCUGAGCCGGUGUGUGUGUGUGGGUAUCCAAUCAUCCACCAAAACACCAUCGCACCAAGUGGAGUGAGACACCACUUGGUCUCUCACUCCUCAGGACUGAAACAUGCUCCGUCUCCUGUGAGGGAUGCUUUAUUCUGUGUGAAGCGACCAACAGGCAAGCGUGAAGCGCGAGGGAAGAAAAGGAGCGCUCUGACUCGCAGCCCUGAACCCGGACCUGGCUCCAAAAAGCAGCAGAUGUGACAGAAGAGGAGAGGCGGAGGAAAGAAACAAAAUCUCCCCCACCCCUCCUUCCUUCAUCUGAGAGAACAAUACCCAGCCUCCAGUUGGAGAGGGUCAGCUUUUGUCCCUCUCCCCACGCUCCUGCUGAAGAGCGCGGGGGCAGACAGACGCGCUGACACAUUGACCUGCUGCUGCUGUGAGAGGAGAGGACACUGCAGAACACUUGCUGCGCUUUACGCUCGUGUUUGAUUCAGUACUUGGACAGCUCCUGCCUGAGAGUCUUUGUGUUUCUAUGAGAGACUCCUCUAUCAGGAGACCCGCAGAUGCAGCCGCCGUGUUCCCUCCAGCUUGGCCCCUGUGGCCCCCCUCCAGUCCUGGGAUCGAAGGGCAGCACCGCCGGGCUGCAGCAGCUGGAGGAGAAGCUGCUCUUUGAGAAGUUUUGGAAGGGGACUUUCAAGGCUGUGGCAACCCCGAGACCGGAGAGCGUCAUCGUGGCAAGCAUCACCGCCCGCAGGAGGGUGAUCGAGUGAGUCCUGUGUUCUCUUAUCACGGCUGAAGAACAAUGAAUACCUCUUAUUUUGGUUCCUGCUGUUACAAACGUGUUAGCUGUGUUCCUGCUUCAGUGAGUUUUCAAACAUUGUAAAGUUUGCUGUCUUUUCCAGCAAGUUUCUGCACUUACAAAACAUCUGUCAGGUUGUUGUGGAGCGAUUGUUGGGAAGGAAACCAACAUUUUUCUGAAUUUACUGAUGCCUGAGCCCCCUAACUGAUCUGCUGGUAAACUUUAUGCAUUUGUAUACAAAGCAGUCGGUUUUUGAAGAUUUUAGCCCAGGUUGAGAGAUGCUGAAUAAGAAAAAUGUGGAUUCAUUUCAUACAAACAAGUUGAUAAAGUAAAUCUAAGCUUAAAAGAGGAGGUUGAUAAUGUCAUGGCUGAGGCAAACUUUGUUAAAAAGUUGAAUUUCUUCAUCUUGUGGCAUCUGCAUUUUACUGACUUUAUUUAACUUGCUGUAAGAACCUGCUACUCUCUUAAACUGCAGCCUUUCAGAUAUCAAAGCUAAAGUUGUAUGUCUUUUGAAAGACAAGUCAAGGCCCUUGAAAUGCUUUAAAUAUGGUCUUUGGUUUUGAUUUAUCACCAGACAUGAAUGCUCAAAAUUUCUCUGUGCAUGGCAGCCAAACACAGCUGGCCUGAGGAGUGUGACGCUGAGUUGAGUGUCCGCUCUCGAGGUCAUGUGGCAGCAUCGUCAUGCCUCUCAUGUCAGUCUUGUCCCCUCUCUUCCGUCUGUGACACUGCUGAAGGAGCAACAUGUCACAUGUUUGUCCCCUCACUGCGACCAAAGGUUAGCUGUAGCCUGUCAAAGAGGAGGAGAGGAGGAGGAGAGGGAAAGGCAUCUAUCUGCUGCCCAUUCCUUUUUCUAAUCACUGCAUUUUUAUCACAUUUUUGCUGCUUGACUUUCAUCUGCUGGUUAUGACAACUUCACCCCUUCUUUUAUGCAUGCACCGCUCUGCCUGCUGCACCUAUUUGUCAAACAUCGCACAACAGCAGCGAUGACACCGCUCUGCCUUUGAAAGAGGCGUACACUAAAUGAAACAAAACAGCAAACAAAUGUUCACACAGUCUGAACAUUUUCCACCGGCACCCUUGAAGACAUGCACAUAUGCGUUUGUAUUCUUGCAUGUCAAAUGCUCUAGCUUGCUUGGGUGACCUUUGAAUGGUUCUGACACCCACUAUCAACUUUCUCUUAUGUGAAAUUAGCUAUGUUAAUGAGGAUUAGAACGGCCCAUUUCACCCUACAUCAGCACAGGCAGCGGAAAGACACACUGAACCAGAUAAUGUGUCUUUAAUGGGUUCUAUUACAGCGGGACCGUAAUGCUGCACAUGGCCUGGUUAUUAGGGAUUUUAUUAGCUUGUGAAAUAUGAAAAAAAAAAAAAAAAGAUUUUAUCGCAAAAUACAACCAAAUAUGACAUUUUUUUAUUGCACCACAAGUGAAGCAAUCUAACCAAAUAUUCUCUGCUUUAAUGUUCCUGUCAAUCACCCAAAGGCUGGUGCCAACCAAAGAUCCAAAUCUAUUCCAGGAAAAUUAGAAACAAAGCAAUUGAGCCCUCAAGCCUGAAAGCAUGAUGGCUGACUGAAACCAACUGAGCAGCGGAGACUCUGGAUCCAGGCCCAGCUGUCUCUUUAGCUUCACUUUUUCUAAGAAGGAACCUCUCCUCAAGUGGCUUCGGCCCUCCACAGGCUCCAUCCUGGGUGACAGUGACAAUGAUGGCUCCACAUUAAGGGGGGAGGCGAGAGCGAACAUCCCCGGAGAGCAGACGUAAUGUUGCUAAUUUGCCCGAGUCUGUUUGUAAGAGGAGACAAGAGCGUCUUCUCCGGCGUCCACUGCUCCUCCCUCUCAUCCUGCAUUUGUGUUUAUUUUCAGCCGGGUGAAAUGAAGAGAGACUUUGGGGUGAUACAGAUUGUAAAUAAUGAGCGCAACACAACAAACAAAUACAACACCCAGAGAAUAUGGAUGCAAGAGGAUGCGGCUUGUGCUUGCAUCCUCCCUCCUCUCCUCUCCUCUCCUCUUCCCUCCCCUCCUGUCCCCUCCUUCUGUGCUGCACUGUUGAUUCUGCCCGAGCCAGAGCGAGACUGGGGAAUGCUUAGUCCAUCAGAAUGCAUGGCCUCAGGCUCGCUCCUUUUGCCUCUUUCUCUCCAAGAGGAAACAUCAUUAUUCACUGUGGAUGACUGAGGGGUGAUGAACAAUUGCUGUGAAAAGUGAGGGGGCAUUAUGUACGACAAGCAGAGAGGGAGAGGAGAGAAGCUGAGGGGGAGCCACAGGGAGAUGUUUCAUGCUCGAUCAGCAGGGGUCUUUCUUCUGUUUGCAGUGUCCUCGUCUCUCCUCUCUCCUUUCCUCCUUCUCUGUCUCUCAACUCCUGAAAUAAAAAUGCUGGAGGGGCCCAGGAGCCACAGAGGAGUAAUUAGAGUUUGUUGUUCUCUCCCUGUCCUCCCCUCUCCGUCCUCCCUGCCUCACAGAAGAGGGGAGGAGUGCACUGGCUCCAUUCAGUGGGGUGGGGCUCCGCUCAAAACCAUUAUGACCCUGCAAGCUGUUUUGUCACACAGGGGGGCUCCUCAUUAAAUAUGCAGCCUGGCUAACUUUGGCUUGUGUAUCUGUGUGAGUGUGCUCUGUGCAUUCAUGUGCAUCUGUACUGGAACUGUUUUCCAGCAUUUGCAAGGGUUUGAAAUGAGGGUGUAAGCCUGUGCACGAGCGAGUGUGUGUGUGUGUGUGUGUGUCUGUGUGUGUGUGUGGCUGCUGUAUUAGUGGGGUCUUGUCCAACACCGUGGCAGAUGGCAGGCUCAAGAGAAUGCAGUGCAAAGGAGGGGGGAUCGUGUGUGUGUGUGUGUGUGUGUGUGUGUGUGUGUGUGUGUGUGUGUGUGGUAGGGGGUUUCAGUUCUCUUACCUCAGCAGAUGCUGGUUUAACGAGGAUGAGAGGGAAAGGGUUUGGAGGGGCUUGUACGCUGACAGCCCCUGUGGGAUAAUAACAGCGAGGUGGACAGAACAGAAGCAACACUUCACAACAAAACUGAAUGAAAUCAAACAAAGCCUGAAAAAGGAGCAUCAGGUUAGUUUAUUGUUGCUCUUUUAGAGAGCGGACAUAGAUUCCCUGGAAAGGGACUAUAUAAAUUCACUUCAUUAUUCUCAGUAUUACUGCUAUUUUUCAUCAGGAAAAAGUCCAGAUAAGAUGUCCACAGAUAUACUCCGCCUAUGUAGAACAUCAGGAAGUGUUCAGGAGUUCUGUGUGAGCGUGAAAAAAAGGCUUUUGUCCUUCGACAUCUGAGACUAGUCAGUCCAUGUCACUCAGAUCUGGAUCUUCCUUUCAGCUCAAGUAACACAGUAUGUAUAUUGACCAACAAAAAGGUCUCUGUGUGAGGAUUUGAGGCUCAUAAAGAGAGCUUAUAGGAAUUAGCAUAUUAACAAUAACUGUUGUAGGUGCCAAAACAAGCAAACCCUUAAAGCAAAAUGUGUAGACCAAGUCUAAAACUCACAGGGAGUCAGAGCAAAGCUGCAGAAAAGACACUGAUGUGAUAUGAUUUCCUAGAGUUUCUUAAAGUCUAACGAUUUGGAUGAGCCAGAGGCGAGCGAUUGACUUAUGGCAGAGGCCAGUUCAGAGAAAUAAAGGAACGGGUUACUUUCUUCAGAUCUGCAGCUCUUUAAAGUGAUUUAAUUUUAGAUAUUUCCCUCAGCUGAAUGAAGUGUGAACGUACCACCCUGCAUACUUGGCUGUUCAAUAGCAUCUUUGAGAAAUAUACGAGUUUGGGCCGACUCUUUGUACAGGAUAAAUAAGAUGGCAUUGUGGAGGAGUCAGUAGAGGUGGCUGGAAAACUUUGACAUAUUUCUGUAAUUCAAAAAGUUCUGUGAGAUCAAACUUUUGAGGUUAAAGAAAAGGCCAAUGAGUGAGGCUGUAAUUACCAUUUUACCAAGAUUUGGGAUAAACAUAUAGCUAUCAAUACAGUGUUUCUUAAAUGUAUGCGAAAUAGACUAAAAAACACAAGGGGACCUUGAAUUGGACCUUGGGGGACACCACAAGUGUCAUGGGCAUGGGUGGAUGAUGUCCUUCCAAUCUGACGCUGUUAGAGGUACAGUUUUCCAAACGUUGAUGCCACUCUGAACAGUGACCAAAAGAACUCUCUGUGUAUUUUACCUUUUAGAUGACAAAAAAAGGUGAUGACAGUUGAUUUUACACUACAGAUUUUAAAGUACAUGAUCAAUUUAGUAUUGAAUAUGUUUUAACACCACUGACGAUGGGGUCAGCACAGGCCGGGCUACUGCAGCUUUAAGACUGGAUGUUGAAGCACCAGUAGAGAAAUGAACCUAAUAAAAAGAAAAUCUGGUUUAAUGAUAUGUAAAACAGAUUAUAAAUUUAAGUGGUUAAGACAUCUAGAGAGCAGGAGGAGGAUUUGGUGGUUUGACAGACUAUUCAGUUUGAAUUGGGUGAACAGAGGAGCUGGUUCAGAAAAGAUGUAGGCUCCAUGAAGAGGGAGGAAUGGGUGGAUUGAUAACUGAUUUAUUGAUUAAAUGAUUUAGAGCCUUGUCAGAUUUUGCCAUGGUUAUUUCAGGAUAGGCUGAAGGAUUUUAUCCUCCAGAGGCAAUCAGAUGAGGAAAAACAAGUAUUUUCUGACUUGUUUAACACUAAACAAGAGCAAAGUUUCAGUUAUAUACAAUUAUAGUUAUACAUGUACACUGUACUUACCAAGUCAGUGAUGUGUGGGCUGGAGCUGUAACUAAGUCUGACAGAGUGAGGUUCAUAUGAGUACAGAGGAUCAGACUGGUCGUAAACAUGCCAGAUAAUCUUCCUUCUGAGUUGAAAUAGAAACUGAGUGUACCCAGAAUGACAGGUAGAGAGUAGGUGGAGCUAUUUUGGCUGAACCUGGUUUUUGGAACUAAAAGGAAAUGGUGGGAUUGAUGGCUUGGAUCUGCACCAAACUCUGCAUGCUGAACUUUCAUCCAAAACAGAUGAUUAAAAAAUAUUUCACUCUGUAUAAAAAUAAAAGCCUAGUUUUUGUGUAAACUGUAUACUGAACUUUUGUCACACACAAAAUAAGUAAAAAGAAGACAUAUGCUUCAAUUCUCAAGGUGAAUUUCUGUAACAAAAAGCUCAGAAAUCUGUCAAUCUAUCGCUUAACUCUUAGUCUUCAUAUUUGCAAAACAGGUGAGUUACAAUAAAAAUCUAACCGCUGUCAAUGUGUGUGUGAUCAUAGAAAAUAGCUAUUCAGCCCAAGCCCAGUUCUUUUAAACCAGAUUGUAAACGUGUUAAAUGUUGCUAUGAGAUUGCUGUUUUAACAGGGGUGUUGAUGGGGCUUCCUUGGCUUUUAGAGCCAUCCUCAGAUGACCAAAUGUAUCGUGCAUUUUUUCAUUUUACAGUCAUGUAGACUGCACAUGAAUAGUAUCACACAGUAAUUUUUUACUUGAAGUGACAGGCUGGUUAUUUAUUAUUGCAACCUACAAGCCCAUUCACAAAUUAACAGCUUGAAUUUGUUUUCCCUUUAAAUAAAGGUUAUUUUAUUGAUUGUCAGACAGCUCAUGCCCCUGACACAAUCAGUCUUGAUUCAAGCAUAUUGCUGCCAUGUUGUUGAAAACAUAAAUUAAGAAGGCUUUGGUGUUUCUGUGUGGCCCCCUGUGUGCGAAUCAUUUGUCUUGGGUUUGAAUUUCAUCUGUUGCCGUAUUUUUUUAUACCGUCCACAAAUACUCACAAAUGCAGACUUGAAAUGUUCUGUGUGUGGGAAUAAAUGAAUACAGAGGCUGAGAGACAUCAAGGAGCAGCAGUCGGAGCUCCCCCUGAGACGAAGCAUCACUCUCCCUUUCACUCCACAGGAAUGACAAACAUGAUUUAGUGACGGACGAGGGGUUUGUCUGCCGUUAUAUAUAUCUCUGUCUGUGCUUCUGCUCUCUUCAUCGCCGAGUAUCUCUCCCUCUCCUCACAUCAGUAUCUCUGCCCUUCCUCCUCUCAGUAUCUGUUCAGUGUGUGUUAACUCGCCCUCUCUGUGCCUGUGUCAUAUUACUCAGAGGACACAGGAUGCAGCCGCCGAGGCAUGCUGACAGGAGAGAAGGAGAUGAUGUCGACUCCCCAGGCAGGAAUCAGACUUAUCACAGAAACAGAUUCACAUUUGAUAUUGAUUCACACACAGCCAAUCCAUUCGAUUCAAACCAGUGUCACUGAGUCAGCCCCUGAUGCACUGUUCCAGUGUGUCUUACAGCAGGAUGCUUUUUAUAUCUUAUGGAAAUUGGAGUUGAAACAGAGGUGCUAAUUUGUAGCGUGGAUUUAUGUUUGGCAUUGAUUUCUGCACAGCAAAUCCAUUUUAAUCAAACUAGCGUCUUGUGAGUAAAACCCGAUAACACUGUCACAGCAUGAUGCUUUGUGUUAGGAAGUGUAAUGAAAACCAUGAUUAUGGAGUUUGUGAUGGGAAAAUGUGUUUAUGCUGCAGUUAUAUCACAAAGAACAUGAAGGAAAUGCCCAGAAAAAUGUGAAUUUAUUGCGACUACUUAAAGAAAGUUCAUUCAUACAAACUAUGAAAUAAGCUGGAAAGUACUUGAGAAGCAUUUUCAUGAUUUCAUCUUUGCUUUUGUCUGUGAAAUAUCAUAUUUUUCAUUGUAGGGCCUGCGAUGGCCUCUUCAGUCACCCAACUUUAGGAAAACUUAAGCAUUUCUAGCGUUUUCCUUCAUGCUGAGGACCAGAUAUGAUGUCAGAGGUCACGAUAUGACUAGGAAUUCUGACAGACAGCUUAUUGCAGCUGCUGCAAAAAAGAGAGGACUAAUAAGACUUUUUAUUUGUUGUUGGGGCUAAGACCUCUGACAAACAAGUUUAUUUUUUUAUUAAAGCAAAAGAAAGAUGUUUGUAGCUUCAGGCAAGAAAUUUUAAACUUGUCUGUUGGGUUUUGAAAAAGUUGUGUAGUUUAAAAAAAAGUGUAGACAAAAGUCUCGUGGAGUUCAGAAGGUUUGCAAAAUCUCUUUCAUGGCCAAAACAAAUAAAAAUAAUCUUCAACAGCAGAUACCAACAAGUCCCAAAUGAAGUUUUAGAAAAAACCUAUUUUACAGUCUGCUAGAUGAUAUGUAUUCAUGCUGUGAGAAGACUGAUUCACUCAAGUAGAGAGUCACUACCACCCCAGUAAGUUACACAGUUUCACUAUUGCUUGCUUAUAUCAAUAUUUUUAUUUGUUUUUUAAAAGAGAGUUAUCGUCACUGCUGGUAUACUGUAAUAUAUAACAGAUAACCUUUAUUUUGGUAAAAUAUCAGCGAAGCUGUGAUAUGAUAUAAUGGCUCAAAAUAUUAUGAAAAAGAUGGAUCCCAUGAGGCCUCUGGUCAGACCAGGAAAGAUACGUUUAAGGCAAAUGAAAAUAAUGAGUGUGUUAUGGCGAUUGAGCAUGAUCAAUUGCCAGAGAGGAAAUGAAAGUCUGUAAGAAGACAAACAGGUCACUUUCUUCUUUAAAAACAUGCAAAGUCUUGCUUUAAUGAAGCAACAGCACUGAGUUUCUCCCAAAGACAUAAUGAUUCAAAGAGAAUCAGUCAAACAAGGCUCUCUUUUUUUAGAUGAUUUAUACUGAAAAUUAAACAAUGCUGUUAAAUUUUCAAAGGCAACCUGCAGUGGCUAGCAAGGCUGAUCACUUCUGCUGCUCCAUUAGCAACACCAAAGUUGUCAAUAUUUUGUUGUACUGCUAACAUGUACUGCUGAACUUAAUACUAGAGAGGGACACGAUGUAAAGUUCUUCUUCUGCCUAUAUCUAAAAGAAACUAGAGGAUUUAACUAUUUUUUAUCAUCAUACGCACCAGUCAAAAAUCUGCCUGACACAGCUGUGGCACAUUCAAGUUAGAAAAUAAAAAACCUAAUACUGUGACCCUGAAGAAGAAUACCAUUAUACAUGAGCAGGUGGGUUUAAAGGUGUUAUUGAUAAAUGCCAAUGACUCUGUUUUUACUGCAUUUCUGGCUUCGAAAGCUGACUUUGACAUUUCAAAAUAACAUGUUGCAAAAGUGAAAUCCAGACUUGGCGAAGGAAGUUUUACCUUUGACUGUGUCAUCUUGGCAAUUUUCUUUGAACAAAAGUUGAACAUGCCUUUCUCUAUAGAGACUUUUUCGUUCACACUUUACAGUUCACACCCCAUGGACAGCAUGUUUGAGAAUAUUUUCUUAAGCAUGUAUUUUAAUUUCAAAGUGUAACUCAUAUCCCAUCUGUUCAUAUAGACCACUUUAAGACCUUAGCUGCUCCAAAUAAUUUGGCUUCACUUUAAAGAGCUGUCACACUGCCUUUUUUCAUGCAGAAUCUAAUCGAUGGACCCAGAAAUUAUCUAAGAGCUGACUAUUAAUAGUCCAGAUACUUUAUGUAACAUGAUGAAACAAUGACUGCAUACAAUCAGCAGGGUUUUUUUGUGCAUUCAGAGCUCUGAGACUCUUUGAAAUACAGCCAAUCCAUUUCUUUUUGUUCUCAUGAACUACAGGGGAGAGGGUUUGAAUCAGAGAAGGAAUCCUUCUAUGUACACAUACACAUUCAAAGUCUUGUAAUGAGAACUUUUUUUCAAUGGCUGUCUCAUCCAAAACCUCUAAGGGACGAGCGUUUGUGACUCUAAAUAGAAGCAGCGCAUGAAAUCAAAGAAGUCUUGGUACAGUCUUUGUUGUUUCAUUCACUGUUUUAUUCUCCUUGUCAGGCAGGCAGGCAGCAUGAAAACAAAUAAAGACCUGGCUGUAACCUACAAAAACCAUAAAUAGCAAUGACAUAAACACAAAGAAUAUAAAUAACAGCCGAGGUGAAAGCGUGACAGAAACAGCUCUGAUAAAUGUGAGUCUUAAGAAACAGUUGGAAUCCAUCAUAAAGACACGGGCAACCUUUAAUUUGUUCUGCAAGACAUUUUGAAGAAGUGAGCUAUAAAUGUUACAGUGAAACAAAAAUAAUUGACUAAAAAGUAAUGGAGACACUUUGUCACAGGGAGAAACAUCUUAUAUGAUUUUUUUUUUAAGUUUUGGAGUCUUUGCGGCACACUUUUACUCUUCAGACCUCUGUACAAGUACACAUACAUGAGCCUGCCACUAUUUAUUUAAAUUAAAGUUAAGUUAACCGUUACAGUAUCCUGGUCCUUCACUCUCUAAACUCUGAGCAUAUUUGGUCCCAUACAGGAACACACACAACACAAUGUGCACAAAUUCCACAGAUGGGCAGACAUGGACACACACAUGGAUAAGUAGCCAUGCACAUAUAUAGGCGAACACAUACAGUACAUAUGAGGGCUGGCACACAUUGCGCCAGGGGGUGGUUCAACUUGAUAAAUCCUCCAGAGCUGAGCAGCAGCAGAAGCAGCAGCAGCAGCAUUUUUGAAGAUGAAAGCAAAGAGCUGGGAGUUAACCCUUUCCCUCAAACAUCAGCUCAAAGCUGCUGUGAAAUUUCCCCUCAUAGAUCUCAGCCUGUGGUCCACCUCAGUGAGGAAAACUGUCCUUUCUUGUGCAGUGCUCUGAACACCAAUUUUCAUGUGCAAUAUGCUCUUAUAACCCAGGAGUAUCUUUUGGCCAAAACAACAGUUUGAAAAACAGGGGAUCAAGUAUGGUGACUGUUAGAGGUCAGUAGACUGGUAUUUGAGUAUGUUGUUGCAUACAUCAAGAACCACCUUACAUUAAUCUAAACAAAAAUUAAAUGACAUUAUGUUUCAUUGGAAAGUACACCUACUGUAUAAAUCUGUCAGUUACAAUUAAUGGAGUGUCAGGGGGAGGUUAACCAAGUGCAUCAAGGCAAAGCUAAGACAAGCAAUACAAGUAUUACUGAAAACAACUAAAUGAAAGUUCAGGUUAACUUUAGAAUCUGUUGCAUGUCCGGCAAUCCACCACCCGUACUGUUAAAAUAGGAGGGUCCCUGCAAUCCAAAGUGAGUGAAAGAUUUAAUUCACACACAUUCAAGCCUAUCAAACAAAAUCUAUGGAUUACAUCAUAGCUACAACAACCAUAUUAUCUUACUCAAGUUCUUUUAAAAAGGUCUGCAGGGGUCUAGCUUGGAUCCUCUCUUAUUCACUGUUCAUAGGCUUCUCCUGGGAAAAGUUCGGCAUGAUAUAGACUUUCACUGUUAUGCAGAUGACACUCAGCUCUAUGUCUCCUUAAAACUCGGCCCCACUGAUGUUCCUUGCAUUAUGUGAUGUUUGUCUGAAAUUAAAAAUUGGAUAUCUAAAAGUUUUCAUGGUCUGUUAGUGUAUCGUAAGUUAGUGUCAUCAUUCUUCCUGCUUCCAGUUUGAGCUUCACUGAUAAUUUGUCCUCCUUGUCUUUAUAGAAUUAUUCUAGUAUCGUAUCUUUCCUAAUAUUUUAUCUGUUGUAUGUAGUUAUUUGUUUGAAUUUUCAUUGACCUGGUUUAGUGGUACAUAUUUAGGCACUGUGAGACUUGUUUUUCAAAGGUUUUAUCCUAAUAAAAUUAUUAUUACUACAAUUAAUAGACUAAAAAUAAAAAAAUAUAUCAACACACUUCAGUUUUGCACCAAUUAAAGUAUGCCAUUAAUCACAUUUUAAGAGGAUUAUGCUGUGUUUAAGCUGUAAGACUCAGGCAGGUAUGUAAGGUGUAAAUGAAGUAAAUGACCUCUGAGUCAACGUGUGCCUCUGUCAGCACCACCUCAGUGCUUUAGAUAGCACUGAUGUGAAUGUGUAAGUCUGUGUACAACAAACAAUGAUUGCAAGACACAAACAAAAACACAAUUUGAUCUGUGUAAGAUGUUGAUAUUCAAUCAGCAUUAGUUAAACAGAAGAGAGGACGUUUUUGUGUCACGCUGUGAAGAGAAAUUUUCUGCUCCAGCGGCAGAGGAGGGGAAUCUGAUUUUGUUUGAGCUGGAGUUUUAACGCCUGAAUUAGUUUAGUUUCAUAAUCAUAACAAGGAAACAAAAACAGUCGAGCAGUAUGAAAGUGAACUGUCUGGUUCGUUGCAGUUCGAACAGUUUGUGUGUUGAAAUCCAGCUUGAACUGGAGUUAUAUGGAUCCGUUCUCCACCUGGUUGCACUUCCUCUAUGUUACAAUCGAGUGCACUGACAUUUUAAAGGACACCAUGGCAUUUAAGUCCAUUAACAUAGUAAAUUGUGCUGCUUGUUCAGAAUACUUGUGUGUGUGUGUGUGUGUGUGUGUGUGUGCGCGCGCACGCGCACGUGCUUGUUAUUUAUCAGUCUGCCAAGUGCAGACUCUGCAAGAAAAAAUAUAACAGAUGGAGACAUAAAGGCAGAAAAAUAUCUGAAAUAAAAUGAGAGGGUGUCUCUCAUAAAAAGCAGAAUUUAUCUCUGUAUUUUCAUUUAAGCAGUGUCCGUGAGUUUUUCUCAAAAACUGUCAGGAGUCACUAGUUCUAGUUUUCCAAACCUCAUCUGUAAGGGUCUACUGGGUUUCUUCUCUUCGUUUGACUUUUAGCUCUGUUUUUAUUCCACAGUGGAGCUUAACCUUGUCCAAGGGCUCCUGAAGAAGAUACUUUUACUUAUUUGACAUUGAAGAAAAGAACAGGGAGAAAUUGAAUAUGAAGAGAAAUGACCAAAAAGAAAUAGACGAUCAGUUUUUCUCACUCAGUAAUGUGUGUGUUGUGUGAGAAACACACUGUUUGGAUUCGAAGGAGCAUGUCCAACAACAAGCAGCUUUAUGUAACUGGCUUUUGUGAGAGAAAGCAGAAAAAGGAGUGAAAAAAGAGACAAGAAUAGAGAGAUGGUUAUUUAACUCAGGAAAGGUGUCAGAGUUUUCAGUAAAGACAGUACAUAGUGCAACUGUCAACCAUAAUAACUGUUCUUUCAAAGACAGACAGACUCAGAGGAAGAUGAAAAUGAAUAAAGAAAAAAGGAAAUAAUAGGAGGGAAAUGAUGAAAGAAAUAGUGUAAAUUAAAAUGAAUUUAAUUAAACUGAGGGAGAAGAAAAAAACAAGACAAAAUACAAAGGCAGUGAUGGACAAAUGACAAAAAAUAGGAGAAAUAAAAAAAAGAUAAAACAAAAGAAUGAAAAUAAAAAAGAUGUAUGAAAAAGUGUAAAAGAGGAAUACUAAGAGAAAUAACUGAAUAAAAUACACAAAAAGUUCAAGCAAAGGAGACACAGGUAAGUAACGAAAUAAGUAAAGAGAUAAAAUGAAAGGGAGAAAACAAAAGAUAAAAUGAAAGGCAAAAGAAAGGGUAAAAUGAAGUUAAAAAAACUAACUAAAACAAAAAAAAUGAAUUAACAAAACAUAGAAGGAAGUAGGACUGAAGAAAUGACAUGAAAUAGACAAUUGAAAAAGAGAAAUGAAACAAAAUAGAAAGAAAAGAAAAAGAAAAGAAAGCAGAACGACUGAAGAGAGAAACUGGGUAAAAGAAAAGGAAGAAACUAAUAGUUAGAAUGACUGAAAAAGAGAAAAACACAAUGAAGUUACAGAUAAAGAGACAGAAAAAGAAGUGGAGAAAAAAGUUUUUAAAAGGUGUCAAAAGAGAGAAAAAGGGACAAAUUUACAGAGAUUCUGUGAGUGACAUUUUCAGUGUGUGUUUCAGGACACUGGGGCAGUCGAGGUUAUUAUAUUUUACUGAAUAUCAUAUUUCAGCACAUGAAUAGAAAUCCUUUCUUCAGUCUUGGCCAAAGGGAAUUGAAUUUUAUGAAACCUCAUAAUGUCCGACAUUGAACAAACUCAUAAUAGACAGACAGACCGAGAGUGAGAGAGAGAGAGAGAGAGAGAGAGAGAGAGAGAGAGAGAGAGAGAGAGAGAGAGGGUGAAAGCCUCCCCAGUCCUCCUCUAGCUCUGUAUGAAAUGGACGUCAGUAAAUCUUACCGACAUUCAGAGAUGACCCAUUCCUCUGAGCCAUUCAUUACUGAGGGAGGGCCGGCCCGCUCAUUACGAUAUAUUAGAUCCUCACAAAGCAGGGACGUCUCUGGACAUGAAAAAGAUAUGAGCCAACGUUCAACUUUAACUGCUGAUGAUUUGGCCUGCAGCGAAGAGGAACCUCACACUGAGGGAUGGACAUAAAAUAAGGAAGAAUAUGAAGGAGAUGAAUAAAAAUAAUAAUCAUACUUUAGUUUUUACAUUUACAACAUCAUCUGAUUUAUUUUCAGUCCCAUCACUUAGUUUGUUUUUGUGGUAACGUCCAAUGCAAACAAACAUAUAGUCAUAAAAGUCAUUAUGCAAAUACAACAGUAUGAUGGGGGACUAGUUGUCGUGAAAAUUCUAAAACUUUAUACCAGUAUGUUAUGUUUUCCAGUGUUGAACAGCAAGAUUUUAAAAUUAUGCCCAAGGAUGAAGUUGGAUAAAGAAGAGAAACUCAGCUUUAACCCGGUUCAACAUGAAAAGUUGUAGAAAUCAAAUUUUUUCAUUUGUGUUUUUGCCAACAACUAAAACUGACUUUUUCUCAGAUUUGGAUAAUAAUAAGUUUUUAAAAAUGGAGCUGCACAGAAAAAAGAGGACUUGAGCACAAACCAGUCUUACAGAAACUACAUGUCAACAUCGCAAGCAGGGGGAGAAAAAACUAUAUUCUGUGUAAUAAAUUUCUAAAGUAGUUGCUGUUAGCAUGUUGAAUUAAUAGAUUGAACAGCAUAGGAGAUGCAAACAUCAGCUGAGGCUGAAAAGUCACAGUAAAAACAAUGAAAAUCUUAGAGUUCACCAAAAGCCAACUUGACCUGAUUUACGCACAAGUUUUACUUUCUUCUAAAAGCAAAUCCCCUGCUAAUGUUUAACUCUGAUAAAGCACAUGUAGAGGAUAUUUUCAGGGGAACUAUCUCAUCUUUAAACAUGUUUGUACCUUUGACACACAUUAGUACCUGUUAUUCACACCAUCUAACAUAUUUGUUCAGUGUACAAUAAUCCUCUCUCUCUCUCUCUCUCUGUGAUGGUGUUUGAGGUCUAGAGAGUUCCAACAUGACUGAUAUGAGUCAGGUACUGAAUAUAUAGCGACUGAAAAAGUCAUAAUGAUAAUAAGAUUAGCGGUGCUUUAGGGAAAAUGCAGAUAGUUAUUGCCACGUCCAACUGGAAUGUGCCGUGAGGAAGCACAAUCACUCAUAAUGACAGCAUGCUGAAAUCCUUCUCAAUCUAAAAACGCACUGAGGCAAAGGCCUCAUUAAAUAUGCAUACACACCCCAGAGAUGGCAUAUUGGAAAAAUCUGAAAAAAAGUCCUGUGUAAUAGGCUGAAGCUUUUCCCCCCUGGCUGCAAAUUUAACUCCAGAGUCGAAAAACUCCCAGGAGCGUCUUAUUUAAUGUAGAUACGCACACACACAUGCACACAGAGGACGCUCCGUUGAUGAGUUUCAGCCUCAGUGUUGUCUUACAGUGACUGUCAGAAAUGUUAGCCUCAAUUUAUAUCGUUGCACACUACUUCCUUUUGUAACUGGACCCCUGAAGCGGUCACAGUAUUCAUUAUUAAAAUGCAAACUUAUCAAAGUCAACUCCUCAUCACUUAAAUUAAAUCAUUUCAAGCCUGAGUGCCUCCCACAUCUAGGCCUCCUUCUUCAUUUUUCAUUUUCGCUUCUUGCCCAUCCUCAUUUAAGGAAGACGGUCCGUCACUCACGUGGAAUUGCCGCCAUUUACAUAACUGAUGCAGGGGUGAGGGUUGCAAAGUGUGGUGGUGUUGAUGUCGCAAUGCAAUCGCAGAUGGAAGUGGAGGAAUUAAUUGGCUCGCUGCAUUACCUCCCUCCCUCUGCCUUCCUCUCACCUCUGCUGUCAAUCGUUGACUUGCAAUGUCACGCAAUGACAGGCCAUUGCAAAACUCUGACACCCUCAAGGUGAAAGACAGACUUUCUUUGCAUCAGUUCACUGUGAAAACUUGGUGGUGAAGUUGCAUCAGAGAGUAGCUUCAAGUCUGAAGUGUUUUUUUUUUUUGUGCUUCUUUUUCCUUUAUCAAUCAGUGAAAGGGGACAUUUCAAACAGCCUGCGUUAAUAAUUUAUGACACUAAACCUCUUAAGAUACAGUUAAGUAGCCUUAGCACUUUAGCCUGGUUCUGUUAUUAUUCCUGAUUCAAUAAUAAGUCAUAAAUAAGAAAACCAGUUAGCUUUGCUUUACCUUUCUGAUGAGCGUAGAAAAAUUCACACUGGCCAGAGUCAUUUUUCUCCUGCGUAAUGUAAUUUUUACUGCCUUUUAGCAGUAAAAUGACUUUAUUAUAUCUGUGAGGUUGAGAGGGCUGCUGAUCAAUACCAGCGUCCCCCAAUUUUAAGACACUCCCAGCACAUAACAACGAGCCAUUAGUGCAGUUAUAGCCACUGUGGGUAAGGUUUUAAUGUAACCUGGACACACAGUGUCACAGACAGUAAAACAGCCUUUACAUUUAACUCCAUCACAAUGCCAAUCCAGUCUGUUUUUCAGUUCAGAAAAUCAGCCAUUCAAAGGCUUGUUUUCACAAAUUGGAGCUUGAUUAGUUCAGCUUAAUGAAGGAGUCCUGAAAAUCUUACUUAAACAUUUAUAACUCUGCAUAUUGUUCUUUGCUCCGAGCUUCAUUGUGUUCAACAUGAAAAAUAAUGACUUUGUAUUAAAAUGGAAUAGAAAUGGAAUGAAAACAUCUUCAGGGCGAGACAGGGUUGGCAAAGAGAGAAAAUAACAGAGUCGUGAUGGGUUAUAAAGAAGUCAGUCAGGACCAAACAGAACAGGGAGAUAAUUUCACUCCCGUUUCACCCUCAGAUUGGUUAAAUAAUUCAAGUGAGUGAGUAAGAGUGUAACAUUGAAUAAAGUACAGAAAUAUGUGCUUUUGUCCCUGAAAACUUUUCUCUGCUGAAGUUUAUAAAUCUGAAAGUUCUGAUGUCCAAAAAUGGUCAAAUUUACUGUCAAAAUCAGCGUCUUAAGAUGAUGCUGGUGAAGUCUUGAGGAAUAAAUCUGAAUUAUUUUGAUGACCUGGGGAAUGGACACUUACAGUAUCAUGGUCUUUGAAAAAACUAUGAGUUUGUGCUAAAGACUGUAUAAAACAUUGAUGUAACCUCAGCAACCAUAUAUACUGGUCUAUGGAAAGGCGUUGAAGAGUCAAAUCAAAAUCUCAAGUGGCGAUGAUUUGGCCCUUGCACCUUUUACCACACUGAAUCUUGGGAUAACUUCCAGAAUGUGUUUUCACUAUGAACCAAAAGUAUGACGAUGUGUCCAGUUAGUAUGCUCGAUACAGAGUACAUAUAACAUAAUGGUUUAGCAAUGACUCUUACCAGCUGUGAGGCUUUAACUUUGGACGUCAUAGUCCAAGGGAAUCUUCACAGCUGUAUAUUAAUAAAAAUAUAAAGAUUAAAGGCUUAUGUGAUGGUGCAGAGUAAGUAAUGUUUGUGUCCAAUAGGCAUAGUUGUCAGGUAUCCUGUUUUGGCUGGGAAACUACCGUAUUUUACCCCUCUUUCCCGCCAUCUUCCCAUAACAGUAUUCUCCUGUAAAUCUCCCCAACUAUAAAAUAUGUAUGUAAAAAAACACUAUUCUGCCUCUCCAAACUGAACUCUGUCACUAGCGCAUGCUAAGUACCCACCAAGUAGUAGUAGUCAUCAAGUUGUCAUCUGUGAUAACACAGACGAUGAAUUAAACCCCCCACCCAACCCUCAUCCCCGCUCGCUGCUCUGAUCUGAGUAGAGGGUGGAAAAUUUGGAAUUUGGAAAAUUUAGAUCAGAUAUCGUAUAAGUUACUGGCAUCUUUCCGCAAGGUGGCGCUAUGACUGUGGUAGAGUAAUGGAUAAGUUUGAUCACACAUGCACCCUGUAACAUUAAACUGAAAUGACUAGACUUCUUGUUUGAAUAAGAGAAGGGUUCAAUAGCAGUUGUUGUAGGUCUUGGCAUGACACAUACACCGAGCAAGUUUCAUAGUUCCAGACCUAUUAUUUAUGUCAUAAAUUAUUAUUUCUUUCAGUGAGAGUUUGACCUCUUUCCUCCUUUUUUCACCAACAAGUUCAGCUGCCUUGAGCCUCUGGUCAAAUUUCAGAGGUUCUAACUCCCUAAUGCCACUUCAGACGAGCACAGAUCUGGUUUUCCAAGUAUCAAGCUGAUCCUGAGCAGUUUAAGAUGCUCGCAUGUCAAGGUCAGCAUCUCAGGGCAAAUAGUGUUGGUGCAGCAGGUGCAGAGCUGUGCAGAGGGUGCAGACUUGUAAAAACGUUCGCAGGGUGCUGCUUCCAAGUGUGACUGUUAUUCCUGGUGACAUUCCAGUCCUCGGCACAUCCCACCGAGAACCGACUGGGACAAAUGGAGCUGACAGGUUUGCUGCUGUUCUCCGAGUGAGAGGAGACAUGCUAGGAAGUAAAGUAGAGAUCUCCUUUUCUGUCGGGCCAGAUCACCCAGAGAGAAGAUGUGAGAUAUAAUCCUCCUCUGGACUAUUUUCAAGCACAGCGUGUUUCUGAAACGUCAGAAACACUGAGAACUUCUUCAGGCUUUUAUCAGGAGGUGAUUUAUGUCUCUUUGUAUUCAUUGAGUGGACAGUCUCCCAAUUUGUAAUGGCUUGAGCAAAAUACAAAACUUUGAGGCUAUUUUCUACUUGCAAACUCCAGAAAAUCAUAAAAGAGUGUUUUAAUUUUUACAUGACAUCAGCACACUCCCCAAACACCAUGAGAUUGGUGUUUUUGUUGCCUUAGUUUCAGGGAAUGGCUCAUUUCUUUCCUUAAUUAAGUUCAGUGACAGCCUUGUGAGCUGCUCAGUUAUUAGACUCUGGUUAAAUAUGGUCAGUGUGAGCGAUUCUGAGGCUUUGGAGGAAGAAAUAACUCGGUAGAUGAGCUCAAACUGCUGAUUCUUUGCUUUAGCGACAAGUUUUGUUCAUCACUUUGAGGAAAUUUUGUUUGAGGGGUUGAAAAGAAGCUCUGCCCGUAUUCAUUCACAUUUUUAUGCACAAAAACCGUUAACCAGCAACAGCCAACACCUUGUUGAUGGCAGUAGCAGAACUAAAAAGAGAAAAUAUGAGGAAAUCAUCAACUUUUUUCCCUGAAAUCUCCUUUUUUUUACUCGUCCAAGUUUGAUUGUACACUGUAUCACAGUAAAAGAAAAAAUGAUAACACUGGAUGGCAAUGCCAUUUCCUGACUGUUGCUGUUAGUCCCUGCAGCCGUCACCACAUUUUGCCAGCCUAAUCUUUUCUAUUAAAAUAAUAUUCAUUUUUCUUUCCACCAUCUGCCUGAAUCCUCUGAUUACAGCUCUCUGUGCCUGUUAGCUGGUUAGUUCAGCUGAAUCCAAGAUGGAGGUUUUUUUUUUUUUUUCAUGAUUUUUGCUAUAAUUAAGCAGCUGUAAUGAUUAGUAUAGUGAUCUGUUAGCUGUGGCAUUACGCCCAAAGCUCCCCUCCUCUCAUGCUAUUCUAUGUGAUGCUAUUUUUAAUCUUAACACCUUGUUGGAAAUAGAAAUAUCCUCCAUUAUCAGUAACAUCUUGCUUUGUUUGCUUUGUAAAUCCACAAGUAAUCAAUGAAUCUAUCCAGCUCUGUCAUACAGGCAAGACCCCCACAAUCCAAGUUUAAUUAGAGUGUAAGCCUUCAAAGUCAGCCUUCUGCCUCACCAUGGGGAGGUGAUCUGUUAUAAAUUCAGAGCCAGUAAUUCAUUAGAUAUAUGCAGCCUUCAUGAAAAUGAAUCACGCGCUCAUUCGGUCAAUGACAGAUUUUCUCUGACACACACACACACACACACACACACACACACACACACACACACACACACACACACACACACACACACACACACACACAAACACACACACACACACACAAUGUUCAAGUAGGAGUCGGUGGCUCUAAAUAUUUAGAAAUGAUUUCAGGUUUUGUGUCUGACUGAUGAUCAUAUGAAGUAUCUUAAAUGUUUUUUUAAAUGAUGCAUUUUUCUUUGCUUGGAUUCAGAUGGAAUCCCUCAAAUGGUGAUUUAGUGAGACAGUUUCAACACACUGUAGGUAGAUGGAUCGUAAAAGAUUAAAAAACUGAGUUGUCUACCAGCCUCAGAAGAACAGAUUAAUAAAGAUAUAGACAUUGCAUUGGCCGUCGACUUUGUCCACUAAUUAAAUUUAUCUGGCGGGGAUCAGGGUGAUCUGGGGAUAUUCCGCCCAAUUAUAAGAAAUAUAAUUAAUGUCUCUGCUCUCUGCUCAAUCCAAUGUGCUCCUAACGUCUGUGAUAGCAAUGAGGAAUACUUUUCCUUUUCCCAUUCCACUUUUGCAUCGAUGAAAGCAUCAGUUAUCGCACUGGGCCUGAUUCAUUUGGAAAACAUGAAAGCCUUUCUGAUAACCACAUAAUUAAACAGUUAUUUUGGGGCAUUCAAUUUAAACUUGGGCUCAGCAGUGCCCUUGUCAGAGGAAAAGAAUCGCUUUGUCUCAGCACUCUCUUUGACUCCCAGACCAUUUAAAGGGAAUCCAGUCGCUAUAAAACACCAGAUCUGACUACAACAGGAGGCACAGAGUUAAUGAUUUGCCUUUGAUCCGACCAGGGCGAUGCACAAGUGCCUUUUGUCCUCACAUAAAUGGCUCCCUGGAUCAGUAGAGGACUGCUAAAUUAUUAAGGCUGUUCUGGAAGUUGAAGUUUUUUGGCAUUCCUCUUGCAUUGCACAGAGGGAACCUUUUGGCAAAGAAUCAAAAGGCUUAAAAUAGAAGGAAUCAGAGCUGUGUUUGCAAUAAUCAUGAUGCCUAGUCCACCAAAAAAUGCAGAACAUCUGUCUCAUCCCAUCAACUUUCAAAUUAACCUACAUCAUCUCAUAACUGUUCAUUGAUUCAGAAGUUACUGCAGCAAAAUAAAGCACAGCACUUAGUAUCACGUGUUGGACAUUGAGCCUCGGGCUACGUUUUCUCUCCAGGACGCCCUCAUCUUGUUUGAUUUAUUCAGCCCAGUUGGGAGGAAAAGAGCUGGUCUAUCAAGCGGUGAUUUGCGUAAACAAACAGAUCUUGACUGGUGGCAUAAUCCUUCCCAUAAUGGCCGAAGGGAAAAAACAUAACGCACUGAGAUAUCAGCGUCAAAGUCAAAGAGCAGAAUAGAGUCUAUUUUUAAUCCACUUAUCUGAGUCCUUGAUUUUCUGCACAUUUGCCUCGUUAUUCAACCUGAUGAAAAAUGCUUCUGAAAAGCAGCGCUUUUGAAUUACAGGUGGAGCAAGUGAAUCAAAUCUUCUAUGCAGGUCUGUGUGAGGUGAUAAGGAAACAUUCCUAUAAACUCAUACUGCGUUUUAAUCAUGUUUUCUGCUACGGUAAUACGUCUGAACGCUUCAGAAGAUGAGAUGUUUUAGAGGACAUAAGUUAGCUUGUUGCUCCUCUCAUCCUCUUCAAGAAAAACCUCUCAGCACUUGCAGUGAUUGACAUAUUUUCUCCUUCUCCCACUAAAGUCCUCAAACACCCCUCUCUCCAUCUGUCGCUGCCCUUAACGACACCUCAUCCAGUCAAGAAUGGGCCGAGAGAGGCAGAGAUUAGGGGCUAAUAUCGUAUUGGAAAAGAGGCAUAAUCUCACAGACAUCCUAUCUUUUCUCAUAAACUAGGAGGCACUCCAGCCUGAGUGACAGCCACCAAGGUUAGGCUACAUCACAUUGGAGGAGUCAGGUUUAAAAACCAGCUAGCAAAGUAGCGUCUUAGCCUCCAGGUCAUGAUUGCGGAUGAGCGUCUGUGCUAUCAGCGCUAAUCCUGGCCUAAAGCUCCAUACCCCAUUACCCAUAUUACUUCAGGACGUGAGGUGAUUUUUCAUUCGUUUUCAGAGAUUUAUAAUUAUUUUAAUUCUUUGAAAAUACUUCUAUUUGUAUGAUUUGUAAAGUGCUGAGAUAAAUUUUCGACUGCCAUGAAGACGGACAGGAGUGCAUCAAUAAUGACUGUCUUCUGCAUAUAAAAUUCUGGCACAGUUUCCUCUUUUAGAAAUCCUAAAAUCAGAGAGCUCUGCUUCAUCACUGUCCUCGGGUAAAAACAUAUUAAACUCCCAAAACAGACACAACCAAAUUCCUUAUACUUUAUUUGUAACAGUUUCAUGUCAGUGUAUUCCAGUAUUCCUGCUUUAAUUUUGGCUUGAACAUAAAGUGUGGAGCUAGUUCAGGCAGGCUACACCCUCUGUUUAAAACCAGUACAGUUCAGUACGUAUUAAAAAGCAGCAGAUGUCUUUUUACAUUAUUUUUGUACAAAAAUACAAAGAAACACCCCAAGGAAGUGAACAAAAGCAUCAUAAUAAAUUAGGGUUAUUUACUGCUAAAAAACUACUAUACUUCACAAAAACAUUCAACAUAUUCAAGCUGGAUACACCCGGUUUAAAAACGAGAUUUCACAGGAGCUUUGAAGUGUGACAGACAAUGAAAUAAUUCAGACCAGACUCUUAUACCUCUUGAACCCACGAUUAAAAUCCCCAUAUUUGCAGUUUCCUCAGCUACAUAAAGGCUGUCCUCUAACUGAGAUCUAUUAGAGGCCUCCAAACAAACCAAAAUAACCAAUCCCAUGUUGCAUUCUUCUAAUCCAGAGAAUUGGAGCCUUGGUCCAAGGUUAGAGUACAAACCUCAUUCUUGGCCACUUCUAUGACAGCAAAAUCCUGGAUCAUGUUCCUUGGAUGCAUAUGAACAUGAUAAAAUUAUUCUGUUCUCCAUCUGGUGAAAGGAUUUUAAUGUUUACCGUGCUACCAUUAACCUCACAGCAGAAUCUUUCUAUAUUUAGAUGACUACAGUCGAGAAUAAAGAGGUUGACAGGGCCUUGCUUUAAUUGCAUGGAGUUCCCUGCAUACUGACCUCCAGCAGCCCCAGAAGAAUAAGGCUUAAGUCACUUUUAUUUGGGCUUUUCUGUUUUCAUAAUCUGCUUCUUCUCCAAACACUGCAGGAUCAGACUCACCUUCUUUAAAACUCUGUCUCCUCAAGUUCCCCAGAGUACCUAGAGUGGACUCCGCACUUCUGAGUCACUUUUAUGUCCCCCUCCCCUGGCUAUUCUUUCCUCUCUGUGAAAUGGGCUUGCAGGAUUUCUGUGACAAAAGAAACAGACUCUGGUUUACAUUAAGUAUCCCCACUUCUCCGACACCGCUGCUCCUCUGUUUGCUUGGAGAACGGCUGUGGUUGCCAGAAAGAUGACAAAAAACAUGCUGUCAACACGCUGACGCUGUCUAAAGCAGCUGACAGGCUUUGCGCCAGAUGCCGCAUACAUGCCUUGAGGGAUUAUUCCUGAACAUAUCUUAUUUCCCAAUACGGCCUGCACAGCGGGAAAUAAAAUGAAAUGUGCAAUUUAUAAUAGUACGCCUGUUUACCUAUGUUAUGAAGCAGUGAUGCUUUUCAUAGAGCUCUCAAAUUAGAUCAGCCCUCAAUAUGCUCAGUAUGCCGGCUCAUGCUACACUGAAUCCAUGGAAACCAUUUUCACCUUGAGGAUUUCUGCUGUGAUGAGGUAUCACAUGAUGGGAUGAUGAUAAUGAACUUUACCUUUAUGUUACAUUGUGGAUUACAUUUCAAGCAUCAUAAUACGAACUCCCAAAAGCUGUGACUCCCUAUGACCUUUCAUUCAUGGCCUCCUAAUGAUCCCGGUCUUCCAAUAAAAAGACAUGUUUAUGCUUAGUAUUGUAUGAUUAUUUUUAAAAACGGAGACAUUAACUAUUUGCUUAGAUGCAAACAAAGACUUCACCCCUGAAAACGAUGCUUUUUGAAAACUCUGUUUGCAUGUAAACAGAAAAAAAAUGGAGGAAAAUUGAGAUUUGGGUAGCCGACGGCAGAAUGGGUGCAGAGAAGACGGAAGAGACAUUGUUGUUGUUGUUGCUGCUAUGUGAGAUUCUGAUUGGCUAACGUGGGCUUGAGCUUCUCGCUACACUGCCACCUAUAGGUUUGGCAUGCUCUUGCCGGCAUAUCCUCACGGGUUUGUGUAAAUGAAAACUUUUUUCAAAACAUAGUGGUGUGCAAACAGUUUUUUUUUAAACGGAGAGGUUGAAAUGUACGUUUAUGAUAAUAGCCAAGCACGAUUAAAUGGCAAAGAGAUUGCUGUCUGCAGCUUCAUAGGCUUCUCCUCUAACCCUUGGUGAGAAAAGGAGUACAAGCAUUUCCUUCAAGUGUUGCAAAUUUUGAGGAUUUGGCUAAAAAAAACCCAAAUGAUAAAUAAAUAGGGCUUUUCUAAGGGCAGAAUUUAAUCUUAGUUGAUCAUCAGGUAAUUGGGUAUCCAUCUUAACCAGGCUGUAUCUUGAAAAAAAAAACCUUGAUAGUAAGAAAAAAUGAACAUCAGGGAAUAAGACUUUUUACAUGAGGAUUUUUCAAGGAUAUUUCAUAUUUUGUGUAAUUCUGGUUCAUAUUAAGUUGAGUGAGGAAUCUCUAAAUAGAUGUGAUUGAUUAACUUUUACUCACCUGUUAAAUUUGCAGGUACAUAAAAGAAACCACCAGACAAGCACAUUUUUCACUUUCCAAAAAUAGAUAAUAUGACAUUAAAUCCUGUGUAGUACAUUUGACACAGUAUGUUUCAAUAAAUGAAUGACAAGUUGAAUACAAAACUGAGACAGCAGGCCCAAGCACGGUUCAUUUAAAGUCUUGCUCUCAAAGGACAUGGUUGCAGCCUAAUGCCAUGUGGUGCAGUGUGUUCUAAAAUUUGAGUGUGCAGCACAAAGAGUUGUUAACAUGCAACAACAUAAGACUACAUGUGCACACUACUACUCCACACUGGAGCCUCACCUUAUAUCCAUAUUAAUACAGUACCAACAUGCAGCCUGAUUCUUCAUGGUGACUCCGUUCAAAAGCACCUUUGACUUUGAGGGGGAUUAUCCUUUAAUAAGGUUUAAGCCCAAUAUAAGAAGAGUCUUAAAUUAAGCCAAUCAUUUGAAACCAUGUGACUGUGAUGAUUUCAAUUAAAGUCAACACAGUUUUCUGUUUGUCACACAAACACCCGAGCUAGAAUAAAGACAAAACAGAGACCAAAAGUCAAGCAUUAUGAUGUACUCAAGUUCAGGGUUAUCUGACUGACAAAAUGACACUCAACAUUUUAAAUCUCUUUAUUUUAAGUACAAUAAACAGCAAGGUCCUUCGCCUAUAUAGAAAAUGUCUGUCCAUAACUGUUAUAAGGAGCUAGUUUGUUGAGCUAGGUCAAAAGCCUUUUCUUGAGGUGAAAUCCACUUUUGGGGGAGGGGCUCACUUAAGAGGAGUUACAUUCUUUAAAUCAAUUAAAGAGCUUCAAACAAGCACCAGGCCGUCUGUUUGGCACAUUUGUAUUUAUGUCAUCAUUGUUCCCCCUGGAGGAACAGGGGUUACGCAGCUAAAUAAAUCCCCUCAGGACCUUGACGGCUCCCACCCUCCCACACAUUAUAGAUAAUGGAAUAAUUCACUUGCCCUUGAGCCCUUUUGCAAUGCACCCAUACAGAACUUCUCAUUGGGUUGGCAGCAAAUUGAAUGAACCUCCUUUCCAUAAAACGGUAAUGGACUCCCUCAGAUAGCCCUCUAAAUAACAGGUACGGUAGGGGAGGUGAGAUGAGCCAAUUUAUUAUCUGACUUUGAGGAAGGUGCGUACAGAGGGGAAGGUCACUCUCUCAUUGAUCACUCCUUUCCCUGUAGGGGAAUGGUAAUUAUGUGUACCAACAUGCUCUGGGGUCACCUCCAGCCAUCACUGCAAAGGGUUAGAAGCUCUCCUGGGAGGAAGUAAAGCCGUGUAGUGGAACGUUAUUGUUUCAGAUAGAUUAAAACUGCUGCAUGUUACUGAACUUGUUUGAUUUUAUGGUGAUGUGGAAGUCUUUGGAAAACACGCUGCAGUGUAUUUUGUACAUUUCACACUUCAUUUAAGCAAAGACUGGGUAUUAAUUUUGCAGUAAUAGCAUGCAUGGGCUUUCUGCUUAGGGAGGAACACUAUAAAAAUCACUAUUUCAUUUCAACUAGCUGUUGAGAAGAGCUUCACAGAAUCUCUCCCAAACAGUGACAUAAAUGGAGCCUAAAAUCAAGAUCUGGACUUUCGCUUAAGUAUUUAUAUGUAAUUCACUCUUUUUCUUAGAUAUUGGAGUGCAUAUGGCUCCACGUUUAGUGAAUUUACAAAGCAAGUAUCUGUGUGAGCUCAAUAGCCAAACAUUCUCAGAGCCAAAAAAAGCACACUGUAGCAAAAGGGCUUAAAAUGAACAAUAUGUUUCAGUCCCUUAAUCCGCACUAAACAUGCUUGUUAUGCAAACCCAGUCUCACUAACCCUAAAUCAUGAUGUCGAAGCUGUAGCACAAAUCUCCCAAUUAACUUCAAGGCCAGAUAGGUUGUAAAAGUUCCAUCUGGCAUCUACCUCUGCAGGUACAGAUUUAAGGAGCAAAACAAACACCCAACCAUGUGCUUUUAAAAGCUGGUUAAUGGUAAAUGGGCUGCACAUAAUGAUUACUCUCAAUUAUAAAGGGGAAAUUCUCUGUGAGCUGUAGUGGUGUGAGCAGGUGUCCUGUUUUCUCUGACCAAUAGCCACUUUAAAAAGUAUUGAGCAUAUUAUUGCACAAGACGUCAAACAAAAGUCUCUCAGGGCUUUGAGUUAAAAGUCAAAUCCAGAUUUUAAUUCACACUGGUACACAGUAUAAGAUGAUGUCUCUUUUCCUCUGCAAAGACCUCCAUUAAGUUCAGCAAUGUGCAGACUUUAUCCAGAUGUGUAGCUCUUUCUAGUAAAAUCUGUUGUUAUCUCCACCUUGCCAGCAACCUGUAUAAUCCUUUGAGCAGAGCAUUCACCAGUGUCGACUUUCACAACUGGUUUGUAUUAAGGCAACCUAAGCACUAUUGCUCCCUUGUAAAAUGAGAGGCUUAGUUCACAACCCCUAAAGCUACAGAGUUUGACUAACACAUUUCUAUUGAGUAAAAAAAAAGUAGAAGAGGCAGCUGAAGCAAAAAAAAAAACAUGGUUCAAAAUCUAUAAACAAGCAAAACAGAACAACUUCUGACCUCACCUCCAGGCUUUUGCUUACUAUGGUGGGAAAACAAGUGGAGGAAAAUUAACUCUGUGCACUACCUAAUUUGGCCAAGCAGACAUGAAUCCAUCAGUAGCAGUCAGCUUGGAGUAUCCAGCUUCUUCAGGCACCAUCUUCGGGGCAAAAUACAGCAACACAAUAAAAAAAAAAAAAAAAUUCAGAAAGGCACCAAAAAUGUGUCUUAAACUGCUACUAUUGCGGUAGUUCCUUGAUAAGAGGGGCAGGAAAAUGUUAGAAUUUUGUGAAUAUCCUAAUAAUUUACUCUAUCCAUAUUUUAGUAAAAAAAUAAAAACAUAAUAAAAACAUACAUAGUAAAAACAUAUCAUAGUUAAAAAAAAAACUACUUUUUUUAUCUGUUGAAAUGAAGUAAAUGGCUCCAUUUUAAGCCACAUAUAAGAUGUGAAGAAUUCUGCAUUAUUUUUCUACUGAAUCAGUUUGGAUCACAAUAGGAUGAUGUGUUUCUUCAAGUUUUGAUAAUUUAGGAAUUAAGUAAUAAUGGGACAUCAUGAAAUACUCAAGUUUAAGUGAUCUCUAGCCAGAGGGAAGGUGCAGCCAAACUUUGUUAUUACUGUCAGGCAAGUAGAAUGAUCCGAGGCAGAAAAAUCAAAACAAAACUUUUUACUCAGCAGAGGGAGCUAAAAAUAUUUUGAAGAUGCUCAGGAGAUGAGAUACUUUUUUUUUCUUCCUAACUUCCUAAGUUCCUCCGAUCACAGGACCACCAUACUAACUCUGAUUAUAGCUCAUUGUGAAGGCUUGUCCUCUUAUCUUUCACAGGCUGAUGUCACUCCUCUCUCCAAAUCAGAUCAUGUCUCUCAGACAGCCAGCAGCACCCACACUGAUUAGCAGUGAAGGGGGGAGGUGGGUGGAGGAAGGGGGAAGUCAGCGGGUGUCAUGAUUGCUCUCUGCAGUCGUCCCAUUCUGCAUGCCCUGCUCCAGUUUUAAGAUGAUUAUUUUAGAUGAGGUAGCCAGGUUGCAUAGCUAAUUGAAGUCUCCUGAGGAGCGAAAAGUGAUAUGUCAUGCUUGAAACUAACGCCUGCACACAUAUAAAUACAUGCACAAUCAUGUCAAGUGAGGAGAGAGUGGUGAUGUGUUCACUACGAACCUCUAAAAUGAUGCUGUGUUUAAGAAGUGGACACAAUGGGAUUUGAAUGGUAGAAAGAGACAACUUAAAGAGGGAAUAUAAGGACACUGAAGUAAGAUAUAGGCCUUAAGUUGUACUAUAGAGUACGGUACAAUAGGAGGGACAAGGAAUCUAGUUUAGGCCAGAAGAAGGAAAUGAGGGGGAAAAAGUAGAGGGAUGAAGAAAAAGAGAUUACACCAAGGAUGUGACGCCCUGUGACCCAUAUAAGAACCCACAGGGUGUAGCAACAGACGUGGGAGGAGGUCCUGACUUUGAUACGCAGAGACAGCAGGUGGUGAGGGACUACAGAGUUCCACUCAACAACAGACUCUGCAUCUUGGACGAGACUCAAAUAGUCUGAGACAGAAGGUUAAAGCAGCACAGAAGCAAAGACGAAACAAGCCCGGAGGUCUGAAACAAGCAUAUGAGGAGAGUGUGGAGUCACUUGGCUUCAGCUUGCAUAUGACGACAUCCAUUGAGGUACAUUUAUAGCAGCAAAAAGGAUGGUGGGUCUGCUUGGUCUGUUAGAUGCUGUGUCUCCAUCUGCUCGUGCAGCACACCUGACAGGUUACAAAGAUGCGGAAAGUGAGGAAGGAGCAUGGGAAUGGUUUACCUCUUCAUGUCUUCUCUUCAAAACCAGCAGGACAGGACAGAGUGCUCAGUGUGAAAAAACUGUAAUGAGCACCACAGAGGACGACAGGGACAGGUGUCAAAUCCUGGCUUAUUUUAGAUCCCAAGAAGGUAAGCAAAUGGUAAAAUGUUUUUAUAUUUUUAGGUUUAAAAAGAAAAAAAUAGCCUGGCAGAGGAGUUUGAUUCCUUUUAACUUAUAAAGGUUUAACUUACACAAGUUUCUGUCAUUUUUAAAAGGUCAAUAAGUCAGCUCAAAUUUAAUUAAAGUUGAUUCUAUAACAUUUUUCAGUUUCUGUCCUGAUUCUCCAGAUCGAGAUUUGCAUAUUGGCUGAUUUGAGAUAACAUCUAGUUCUCGGAAUGAUAAAACAUUUACAUGAAUCUUUAUUCAGUAUUUCAAAAGGUUAUGACCCAUCCUUUAAAUGAUGCAAUACAAUAUGGUACAACAUGCUGCAAUACCACGACACGACACAACACAACAUGGUACGAUAAAAUACAAUGCUAUAUAGGGGUGUAACGAUUCAUUGAUCUGGAUCGGUAUAUCGAUUGUUUGAGCAAUGAUUCAGUCAAAUCAAUUGAAAGUAGGGCUGGGCUGAAUGGGAAAAAGUUUAUCACAAUAUAUAUUUUUUCAUAUCCGUCAAUAUUGAUAUACAGUAUAUCAUGAUAUAAAAAAAUCACUUGUCAGUCUUAAAUGUUCCCUGUUACUCUUAAAUGAAAUUUAAAGAUAACAGAAGAUUCAUUUUUAUCGAAGUAUUCAAUUUGAAAGUAUAAAAUCGAUAUCUAUCACCAUUUUUAAGCUUUUAUUUUGAAAGUCCCUAUGCACACUGUGUUAUGACAGUUUCUGCCCAUCCAUAAGUCACAACAAUGCUAGGCAUGUAUAAUAGGUAAUGGCUAGCAGCGGAGAAAGUCAUAAAAAAGACACUCACAAACCUCUCUGGAAUAAAUCAGCGUAUAUGGAAGUUUUUUGGAUUUCAGGGAAAAGACUGAUCAGGAGACAGAACACUUUGUGCUUUUAAGUAGCCCAAAUUACAUCUAAUUUUAAGAGGAGCAAUUGCCACAAUUUAUAAUAUUUGCCCUUUUCUGCUGUCUACUACAUUACUACACAAAGGUCAUUUUAUCACACUGUUUGCCCAGCAGUUUAAGUGUGUGCCCAAUAUAUACAAAGGUUAUAGUCCUGGUCCCAGUGGUCACUGAUUUGACCCCUAGCCAUCACCAUUUGCAGCAUGUCUUUCCCAAUUUCUGCUCCUAACAUUUUCUGCCUCUCUUCACCUGUCCUAUCCAAUAAAGUCAAAAACGCCCAAAGAAUACCUGAAUGACAUUUGCUUUGAUUUUGAAAGGAUACAAAGGAUAUCUUGGCCAGAUUGUGAAAUUACAGAAGAAAAUGAAACCCCUGAAGAGACAAUCAGAAUGAAAAUAUAUUCCAUGAAUUAUCACCUAUAGGGGCACACGCCUUGCGUUUUCAUCAUUCUCUCACCCUGCCUUCCUCUCUCUCUAUCUCUGUUACCUACAGAGCAGGUGUGUGUGGAAACACUACAGGCAGCAUGAGCAGGAGAGAGAAAAGAGAUCACAGCAGGAGGAGAUGCUCUUUAGAUAAAGAAAAGAAAGAUGGUUUAAUGGUCUUCAAAUACAUUCCACUGGGCUGCCAAGGUACUGUCCAGGUGGGAACCCAAUGCUAUUUUCAGAGCACAGUUUGUGAUAUUGGUGUGGUGUAUUUAAUCGGCAUCUUAGCCAGUAUUAAAGGAUUUACAGUGAUACUAGAACCAACACUGGUGUCCACAUUGGACUCUAGUUUUAACUGUGAUUGAGGAUGAAUCGCUGAUGAAUCAAUCCAAUCAUCAACCUCUCUAAAAGCUUUUUCUGGCUUGAGUGUGAUUUAUCGUGAAUAUGUUAAUAAUAGUGUAGACUGACAUGUGAAAACACAUCAUUAUCCAGGAUCCAGAUGUAACAUUUUCAUUCUCCACACCCUCCCUGCCAGAUUGCACACUGCUCCUAUGAGGGUAAUUCAAUAAAGGGGACUGGGAAAAAAAGCCUCUUUAUUCCAAAUUCAGCUUCACUUUCUAUCCUACUGACAUUGAUUGUCUAAUGAGGGAGCAGAUACUGUGAAACACGGUCACAAGUCAGCCUUGGUGAAUAAUUCACGUGGCUAUUUUGCAUGGGAAAGGGCAUCACGGCUGAGGACGAGAUUGGAGAGAAAAAAAGAAAGAACAGGCUGGUCCAUUUUGAACUCUCUCUAAUUACUCCCGUAGAUCUGGAUCUUGUCAGGAGUUCCUUUCACUAUCCGUCCCACGACUGAGGUGUCGAUUGGCCCAUUGAGUUUCAUUCUGCCUGUCAUGGCCGGCUGCAAACCUGAUAUGUUUACUGACACAAAUUAGUGUGGAGCUCUAGCAGCUCAUUAAGGCAGAAGGGGAGAUUGAAAUAGCAAAGUGUAGGGUCCCAAUCUGUUUUCUUGUUGAGGUCCCUGCAUGCAGACAGUUGCGAGAGGAAAAAAUGUGUAAUGCUAGGAAUGAUUCCCACAGAGCCAUUACAAGGAAGCAUGAUGGUUGGUAAUUGGAGGUAGAAGUGGGAGGAGGCAGCUCAGAAGGUCCUUGAUGCACAGAUCUGCGACUGCUGGUCUGCCAAAGCCGCUUCCAAAUUAGCUUCAGUGUCACGGAGGAAGAUAUUUACAGUUUUCUUUGUUGCUGGAAAAUAUCACUCGUUUAAUUGGCUGAUUAGGUUUCAAACAGAUGGCAGUUUUUCUCUUCUGUCUACUCUCAGUUAAUUGGAGGAGGUGCGCUGCGAAAGUGUUUGUUUUGUCUUUCACAAAAACUCUGUUACUUCACACAGAAUCCAAAACUAACACCCAGAAUGAAUGCUCAAUCUUGAACCCACCUGUCAGCUGCUCUAAGUGAGCAAAUGAGAUUUCAUUUGGAACAAUGAGACCUCCUUCACAGCUCUGUCCUGCAGGCCCCGUUUCCUCCUUCCAAUUUUUUUUUUUUUUUUUAUGAAAGGCUCAACUCUUUGUCUUCGUUGGUCAAAUCCUGCAGAAACUUCUGCCAAUCACGGAGGCUUUUUCCUCUGCAGCUUCCUGCUGGCCCGUUCAUCCUCUGGUGUCAUAGUCGUGCUAAUUAAACUCAGGGUGUGCGAUGAUUAUUGCUCGCUGCACUCCACAUACAUUAGCAUCUGCAGAAGGCUCUUCAGUAAUCUCCUUUACACAGGAAGAAGUGCAGGGAGGAAGUGUGCCUCACAAGCAGCUAAUUAAACCCAACUUUACCCACUUCCCUCCCUCCGCCUUCACACAAAGAACCCUCUAAUCACUUCUAACUCGAUUUGGAAGCAAGUAAUUGAUGCACAUAUAAGGUUUAUGAUGCGUGAAAGGGGGGAAACACUUUCACUUUAGAUGUUAACAGUCUGGGAUGAGAGAGUCAUGUGACUCUGGGGUUCUUCUUCUUAUUGUUCCUUCUUAGUAAAGAUGUCGAUUUUGACCACAAAGGAACGAAGGAUGAUGAUGAUGGUGAUAAUGAAAGCAGCAUCAAUGUGGUAUUGGUACAAAGUUUGAGGCCAAACAAGAGUCAGACAAGCUUUGUUGUGCAUGUUACAAACUGUUCAUGGUGCUGACUUUGGAGAUUUUCUGUAGGAGUGCAUCAGGUUGGAUUUUUGCAGAUAUCCAGUAUGCUGAUAUUUUCAGACACAUUUCAACUGACUCUGAUAUCAAUACAGGUUGAUUGAGGCAAAAACACAAUCUUAGUUUUUUCGAUUCAUUUUCAAAUCACGAUUGUUAAGCACAUCUGUCUAACUAGAUGGUAUAAAUGAGGAAUGCAUCAAAAUGAAAAUUCUUAGCCGAAACCAAAAACUGAAAGAAAUUAGUACGCCAAUUAUCAGAACCAUUGCAUUUACAGCUAUGACUGUGUACUAAACUCACUAAAACCAAGGCAUUGCAAAUAAAUGAAUCUAUGAAUUAAUGAAUCUAUGAAAUGAAUCUAUGAAUUAAAGUGAGAAGUUAAACCUUCCCCAGCGUCCAUUUGUGUACUCAGCUGCAACAUCCGCCACAAAUGGAGUGGGUGUGCUCGGAGGGAUUUUCCUUUUCUGUGCCGCAUUCCUCUGGUAUACAGAAUGACGAUUGGGAUGUUUGGAUUUCAGGUGAUAAGUUAAACCUGACGCAGGGAAACUCUUUGCAGAUACAUCCCAUUUUGAAAUGUUAGCAUUACACGCUAUGCUAUCAACAUCCAUUUUGGCUGAAAAAUUUCAGUGGCUGGAUUUUGGGUGCAUCCUCAAUGUUUUAGAUAAUCAUAUGUGCUAUCAGGCUUAGUUUUGGUGAUAACACCCACUGAAUUAAAGUACAGAUUUCACUUGGUAAAAUAUUUAAAAACUGUGUUGUAACAAUUUAAGGGUUUGAGCUCUUUUACUGCUGACAUUUUAUCACAGACCGCAGAUCUAACCAAGUCUUUCCAAACUUUUAUAUAACCUCCUUCACAACAUCAAGACUUGAGCUUGUGUUUUAUUAUGAUUAAGACGUCCCUCACUUUUUUAGUCCAGUAGACGUUAACUCAUUAGCGCUCUCUCCUCUCUCUCUAGCUGUGCUCAUUCUGUUCCUUUCUGGCUUUUCAGACACACACAGAUAGACUCACCUGCCUCCUCAUGCUCCUCUCCCCGCUCUCAUCUCUCCACCUGUAGCUUGUACCGCUACUUUAACACACAGUCCCUCAUCUUGCUGCUGGUUACCCCGUCAGCUCUGGUUCUGAGCUCUCCUCUGGAAUAAACUUUGUCGAACAUUUCGCUCCUCAGGCCAGAGCAGCUUGUAACAGCAGUAAAAUGCAAAGCAGGAGCUACAGGGAAUGGUGCCAUUUUCCUAGAGCCUCAGGGUUCACCGUGCAAUUCACCAAGAGGUGAAGCUGCACUUACUCUGACAUGAGCUCACUCUUGCAAAAUAUUACCACACAAACAGGCCGGACACAUACAUGUGACUGGUUUUGACACGUCACCCUCCCAUAAGACAUUUUCCACACCAAUCACAACCCCUUAGCAGCAGCAGCAGCAGCAGCAGCAUACAGUAUGAAGAUGUUAUUCAAGUGAUGGAGCUCUCCCCUCCUCUCAGCCUGUAGUGGCUCCUGUAAUGAACCGCAGCACUAACAGCUCUUGUGAUUUGAUUUAGGCUCUACAGUGGGAAAGCAAAUAGAAAGAGCUGCCAGAGGAAUUCAGCAGGUUUACCCAAGUCAAAUGAAACCUUAAGGCUAUGAUUCACUGGCUGCAGAAGUACAUUUAUUCUCCUAAAGGGUUCAAACUGCAUUUGAUUUUUAACUUGAAUUUACAUAACUCUGGAGAUAUUUUGAUAUGUAUAUUAAUAAGAUGUUCUUACUCAAGCACUUAAGCUCGGGGGUCUGUUUUGGGAAUAAAGUGGUAGGAUUUGAUUGAUGCUCUCAUUUUUCGGUUGCAACUUUCACUUUUUCUAGUAUCUGUAGUAGUUGUAACUUAUCAACUAUGUAUAUUUGUGAGCUUAACUUUAUUGGACAGCUUAAUACAGACGCAGAAGAGCUGAGAAAAGACCCCCAAGCUCUUUUAUACUACUCUGACAGUUGGAGACCUUGGGGUGUUCAGGUACUGCUGAUGCGUUGUUGACUUUUCCAAAUAGAAAAGUUACAUCAAACUUUAGCAAAAUCUACCGAACUUUCAUUUUUUUUUCUUUUUAACCAUUUCCUUUUUUCCUUGUCUUUCUUUAGGUGUUGUGUGAAUUAUAAAAUCAGGAUCAGGAAUUAGUUUUCAUAAGGUUUUAUGGAGAUCUCUAUGUGGGUCAUUGUGGCAUAACCAUCCCAAAGUACAAUAGGCUAGGGCUGGACGAUUAUGGCAAAAAUAAUGAUCACCAUUAUUUUGACUGAUAUUGAAAUCACGAUUAAUUAACACAAUUAUUUAUUGAUUUCAAAACAUGAGUGUUUUUUGAACCACCAAAACUUAACUUUAAAUACAACUUAAAAGAAUAGACAGAAAUACAUUUGUGACAAACAUUUCUUUUUUUGCUCAACCUCCGUCAAAUUGAAGCCAAAAUAUUUCCAGAUAACUGAAGUCGUCCUACCUCUUUUCUCAGCCAAAGGCUGCCUUUCUGCCAUGUUUUCAACCGCUUGCUCCUCAUAUUAUUGAUCCACACACGUCACAUGCUUGCUGCAGCUGCAUGUAACAGGGGUGCAUUCAAGGUGUUUUUCCAGGCACAUUAUCGAUUUUCUUAGAUUAAAAUGUUUUUAUGAUCGUGAGAAGCCAAAAUCGAAAUUAUGAUUAAAUCCGAUUAAUUGUUCAACACUACAAUAGGCUGACAAUCAUUGGAAAUGGUAGUUAAAUACACUUUUUUAAAUUACUCAAAGUAUACCAGCCCUAAUAAUCAGACAAGGCAACACCCAGUCUAACCCUGGUUUUAACUACCACCCUGUCUAACAAAGGUUAAAACAUUGUGUUAUAAAAAUUCUUUUCAGCUAUUUGGAGUUCAUAGAUCUAAAUCACAGGGCCUCUUCACCAAGUAGUCUGAAUUGUCAAAUCCAGCAUCCUACAUCUCAUAGGUUUAUUAAAAUUCAAUCUUUUGUCUAUCCGCAAAGCAUAGAAAUUUAACAUCUUUCCAUAAGAGAUUUGAUUGAAUUGCUGAUUAUUUCUUGCUUUAUGAGUUUAAUGUUUCCCUAUCUGAGGUGGUUUGAAUUGCUGCAGCGUGGAUGCUCACAAUACAAAAUAAAAGAUGCAUUUGCACGCUGCGUAGAUAUCAGAAGAGCAAAUCCUUUAACUGGACGCUCUCGCACUGACACCCUCAGUUUACUUAAACAUAGCAGCCACUCUCAGGGCAUUAGCAUUGUUUUAAUAUGUGUUAUGGAUGUGAUGGCAGGUCAUGGAGUUUCUCACGCGUUAUAAUGCCUUGACAUUUGUUUCCCUGCUAGUCUGAAACAGCCAGUCUCCAAGAUUGUCGUCAGCUGUAAUGAUCGCUCCAGGGCAAAUAAUUCACCGAGUUUCUGCUCAGACUAGCUCACGCUGGCAUCAUAACAGUGCAUACAGAGUUUCUAUUAAGAUUUCUGACAUAUUCGUAGCGUUUUAAUCACCCUGAGUAACCUUUACUUGGAGUUACAGCUCCUAAGUAAACACUUCCUUGGCCUGAGGCGAGGGUCUGAGCCAAUCGACUCAUUUGUUCUGUUCUGGAAGUGAUUGCUGCCGAGUGGAGACUGCUUUAAUUUGAUUGAAGUGUGGUUCACCAAGCGGUGGAUUUGGUUGUAAUUACUCUUUGUGCUCACCGUGAUAAGGAAAUUAAUCAAGCCAUUAUGUUGCUCCCAUUUUAUCAUCAGGACACAAUAAUUGAAUAAACCAACCUCACUUGUCUUCAAAGUCACUCUGGCUCGCAGUGAACUCAGCCGCAGGAAGGGGAGAGGGCUCACUGUUGCUGAUUAGCUGAUAGAUAGUGAGGCAAGGACGUUCACCUCAGACCGAGUCAUUGUGAUUGAAAUAAUCAAGUCCGAAUUUAAUUACAAACCCACAUUAUUAACUAUCCAUUUGAGCUAUUUGUUUACAACAAAUAACAUUGACUUCUGGGAUUGUAGAUGCUGCUGUCAGUUAAGUCCCUCAUGCACACAUUGAAGUGCUUCAAAGUAAACCGAGAGACUCCUUGAUUACAUUUUUAUGAUGUAAGUGUUUAUAGCAACUGUAGGUAACUUUAAUUUGUUGUGACCUCUGUUGACAAAAAUGUCCAUCUUGUCAUUGCAGAGUCUGCCUUUCUAUAGAAAUGAAGAAUCCUCUGGCUAAUGAAAUCUUUUGUAGCUUAUACAGAGAACUCAAUAUUAGGGUCUGUGUCCGUUAAUGCUGUUUUUUUUUACAAUCUUCAUUUCUUUGUGCCUUUUAUAAGGGCUUACUGUCAGCAGGUUAUGGAAGGAGUGCUGUCUCAAAGCACUUCCCCUUCCUUUAGCAGUGACCAUUAAGUCUUUUGUUUUCUUUUACUUCAUACUUGCUUUCAUUUGAUACCAGAUCACAAAAGAAAACAAAGCAUAAACUGAAAACAAAGGAAAGCAAAAAUUAAAUACCAUCUAUUUUUUCUAUCUCUGUAGAUCAUAUGUUUUUCUGCUAGUUUCAUUAUGUAUAUUUCUAUAUGAUAUUUGAUCAGUAAGUCCUUCCUGGGCUCAGAAUAACAGUGUGCCCAUUGAUGUAUGAGGUGUCAAAUUUUGUCUUCAACAGCUGCAUUCAAAGCAAACUCAGUAUGUUUACAUGUUCAUAAAAUCAGUUUAUUGCAUUGGUUAGACAUUUAAAGUAUUCAAACAUGCUAGUCAAAGUGAAAUUAAAUUCAGAUUAAUGUGAUAGGGAAUUGACUCCCUACAAUUCUACCCCAAUGUUACCACAGCAGAGGUGGAUAUAACUCAGUCAAUAAACCAGUUCUCACCUGGUGCUAGUAUGCUGGGACAGGGCAGUAGCCCAGUUCAGUUGCAUACUUUAGUGGAAAGCAACAGUGCAUGUACUUCAAGACUGAAACAUUGCCACUGAACACACUUGAUGGCUUAUACAGACUGAUUUCUCUCCUAAAUCUGUUUUAUGAUCAACCUAGUGCAUUUUAGCAGUCCCACUUGUAACAAUGCAAAAAAACAACAACCACAGUUCAAGGUUUUGGAUAGUACUUGGAGUGGCAGACAGAUUUCAAGGGGGGCUCAUGCCACCUCUUGACACCAUUUCAGACAUACCCCUGAAUUUGAAAGCUAUGAAAGCUGGUCAGGUUGAAGCAAUUCUUUACAAAAUUUUACAAUUUAAAGCUCCUGUGAGAAGUUUUUGGAGGUUAGGACACAAUGACAACGGGGACUCUCAAAAGGUACCACUCUGUCAACAGGGGUCCCCAAAAUCAACACAAACCAAGAGUCCCUGAUGGGAGCUUUGAUUAGUAAAGAGGUAUUUGAUAGUUUUUCUACCAAGAAGUCUAAAUGUUGUGUUUUUUUUUUAUUAUUUGAAAUCAAAGGGGCUUGAAUAGUAAUAAAAAUACAAAAACAAAGAGUAAAAAAGUGGAAACCUCUCUGAUUAGAAAUGUAGAUAAUUUCAGGCACUUCAAAUGAGACAAAAGACUGGAAGUGCCGUUUGAAAGGAGUCACAAGCUUAAACAACUGGAAGACAUUAGUUUUUAUAUUCAACAAAAGCUUUUAAUCCUUAGAGAAGUUAUAACUGAAGAUUAAAUGUAGUGGAGUAAAAACCAAAUUAGCUUCUUUUCUAACAAGCAUAAAAUGGAUUUACUACUUUACUUCAUUUUUUAAGCUUUUCAGAACAAAUUGUAGAGAGGAUUCAUUUAAAGAUAAAAUCCUGAGCUUUGAAAUUGAAACAGAAAGCAGAAAACUUCACUCCCCUGUUUCAUUAUUCUGGCCUAAUGUACUGUCAAAGCUUAAUGCUGGAGUUGGAUGUUAGAUUUGGAGCAAACUGGCGAAGACGGGAAAUUGCCUGCAGCCAGUGAUACCUCCUAACUGGGGCUGUACAUCCAUUAAAUCUUUGAUGUUCACUUCUAUCAUUCCGCCUUCCCAUCAUGCAUUGUGAGGAAGAAGAGGCGGCCAAUUUGGGGCUGAUCUCAGCAGCUCAAAAGGAUUUGCAUCCAUCCUUGCAAUUUAUUCUGGCAGGAGGAACGUCACCAAAAAAAUCUAUUACCCAUCUGCGUGCUUUAAAGAGAAAAUCGCCUCUGCUGAGGAGAGAGUACAUGAGGUUAUUUCUUACCCAUAAGAAAAGAAACAACACUCGCACAUGAGCAGACUUUUUCUAAGGGGACAUGAUGAACCCCCAGAAUGCUUUUCUCUGGAACUCCAAUGGGAGAUAUCUUAAUUUCAUGGCAGCGUAAGUGUUCGGCAGUCAGAUAUAUGAUUAUACAGAGAAGAAAUACCAGCUCACUAAGAAGCUCAUUUGAGAUCAAGAGCGUUUUUAAAACUCCUGAAUGUCAUCUCAUGAAUGUCAAGUUUCAUCCUCAAGUUUUAAUGAGGACUUCAGUGAUCAAAUGGUUCCAUCUUCUGCCUGUGCUCUUAAUUGAUUGUGGCUGAUUGAUUGCAUGCCCGAGUUUGUGUGUUUAUUCAGCUAAAUGAGUGACUCCAGAUAUCCUAACAUUUAAUCAACACUUUCCUCUUUGCAUCAGAAAGUAUGCAGUAAUUCCAACUACAGUGACUGCCAGUACUUGGAGCGGGGUGCAAGAGGGGGUCACCGAGGAAAAUUUCUGCUGUCUUAUCUAGUAAAUAAAACUUUAAAAAGUAAACUCUGAAAAUGAAACAUGAAAACUGCCUACUGAAAGUCCUGCCAAUUGAUAAUAUAAGAAAAUAAUGCUUUCAACACGCCUUCAAACAGAUAGACUGUGCCACUGAAUGCCCUCCACGUGUGUAAAAGUGCCACUGAAUGCCCUGCACGUGUGUAAAAGUGGUCUCUGAAUGCUCUUCAAGUGAUAAGAAGGUAAAAGUUCUCUUUGAAUUCCUUACAAGUGGAUUAAACCUCAAACAGAACCCUCUCAAAACAGUACCAGUCCAAGGAAAUUACAUGUAAAAUCAUUGCAACUGGAUGUUUCACCAUUGAAAAUAAAACAAAAAGGGUCCUCCACAUGCCCUUCCAGUGGUUAAAAAGUCAAAGUGCCCACUGAAUGCCUGUCAAGUGGAUAAAUAUCUCAAAAUAUCCCCCUGAAUCCCCUUCCAGUGGAUAAACUUGAAGAAUAUCCCUCUGAAUCCUCUUAGUGGAUAUUAAGUCUCUGUGAUUGCCCUCUAGUGGCCAAAAGGUCAAAAGGCAUCCUCUGAAUGCCCUUCCAGUAGAUAUAAAGUCAGUGUCCUUUGAGUGCUUUGCAAGUGGAUACAAUUUCAAAAGUCCCCUUUAUUGCCUUAAUAGUAGAUGAAAUGUUAAAUAGUGCCCCGUGUUCAUAAGGAUACAGAGAAUGAGGUAUUUGAUGCUCAAAAUUUAUUGGGAGAUAAACCCCAGACCCUCUUUUAUUACUUGCUCAUUGUGUUUGAAUGAAAAGUUUAUUAAGCUUUACAUCAAACAGGCUACACUCAGACCUGUUAUGCAUCUGCUUACAGUCAGAAAACGCCAAGACAAGACAGAAAAGGGAAAAAGUUUAUAAAGUGGACUUUAAAGUGCAGAUCUGCCGGCCCUAAAACUGGUGCCCUUUUUCCCCCUGCCUCUCAAACAGCCUGAGCACACCUCUGGUGGCAGUUUUUCUUGUGAGGGACAUCUUGAAGCAACUUUCUGCGGGUGUAAUUGCCUGCUGGAGUCCUUUGGGUGAUGAUAAAGUUGUUCCAGAAACUUGGGUAAACACUCAGAGUAAAUUAAAGCAGAGUGCCUCAGGACCACCCUGUUUGGUUUUAAUUGUAGUAGUAGAUCAUCUCUUUCACCGGUAAUUAUCUCAACUACCAUCACUUGUAUAAUCAUGAUAAUCAAUUGUUGCUGGUGGCUCUGACGGGGAUAAUGAAAAGUUUAUUAGCUUCCUUGAACCUCAUGAGAAGCUGGGGAACUCUUAAAUCACCUGUGGAGCAGGAGGGAAAAUCUGACAGCAUCCUAGUUCUGCAGAGAUUCCUCCUGAGAGUCAUAGUCUCCAUGGUCAGCUGUGACAGCUUGGACCUGUAUAAGGUACAACUCAUUUGGACAUUGUAGAAGCCUUUAUUUUAAAUUUAAGGAUGUUUUCAUAAUUAGUUAAAGGGCAAUUCCACUCCACAAACUCAUGGGAUUGUAAAGAUCUGUGAUCAUUUUGACACCAAUAAAACAAAUUCCAGCUUAAAAGUUGCGAGAAUGGAUUUUGUUUUUUAAAGCUCCUUAAAUUCGAUUAAACAGACACAAAUCCAUGAGGAAAUCCUCAUUUGUGCACGCUCUUUGGCUUUAAAUUCUUCACCCCCUUGUUAAGACUUCUCAAAGUGACGUAUCGCCCAUUGAUCGGCUGAUGUUGUUUUCCUGUUGCGGCUCAGGGUUAGCAGCAUCGAUUCUUCCAUGUAUCUCUCCCACCUAAUUUGCCACAGUUUGUUUUUCACUUGAACCAUCAGGCACAAGUCCAGCACACAGCGGGACAGAGCACCUGUGAGGAUAGGCAUGGUAAUGAACACAAAACAAGGAGAGUUUGAUCAAUAUGGUUUUUGCGCUUUUUAAAAAAAAAUUCUGUUCCUGGAUGCAUGUCUGUGAAAUAAGACACCUGGAAAAUAUUGAAAAUGAAGCACAAGUUCCAUUCUAGCUGCCAAACAGGUUCCUCAAGUGAACAAAGGUAACAGAAAUACCAACAUGCUGUAAAAAUAAUGUUUUUUUUUCCAAUAUUUGUGUUUGUACCAAAUGUUGACAUUCAGUUGAAGAAAUAACAUUGCUCUAACAGAUGUCCCAGCCAGUUUGACUCUCCUUACUUCUCUCUGACUCCUUGUAGCAGCGGUGAGGGUCAUGUGAAACUAACAGACUGAAGGACAAGUUAACUGCUGGUUUAAAGAAGACGACAGGCAGAGGGAUAAUAUGAGGCAGAAGUGAAAAGUUAACCAGUGCUCCAGCCUCUCUAGGAAAACAAGAGGAAAAAGCUGUUCCUGCUCUUAAUGCUGAGAUUAGAGCAGAGGUGGAGGACGCUCUCCAGUCUGCAGAGACAGGGUUGAACUUACAUGAGAGGACUUUCAGAGUCUUACAUGUCCUUAUUUUCAGGAUUUGUGACUUAAAGGGAUAUUCCAGCGUAAACUUAAGUUAUGGUCAAACACACCUUGGAGAGAAAUUAAUGUUGCCAACUGCUUGCUUGUCGAGUUAUACCAACUUAAGUUAUACAGGGGUCUACGUGUCCACAUGCAAACCUCAACCAAAAACUCACUUGUAGCCACGGAAAAUUUCUGAUUAUUUCUUCAUGGAAAUACAAUCAAACCGAGACGCUAAGGCAGAAGAACUGCCGCGUCUGUAGUGCAUAAUGAUUAUUGUGCUACUGCCUUCAGAAGACUUUGCUAACGUUAAUUUAACUAGAGAAGCAAGCAGUCGGCAACAUUCAUCUCUCUGGGGGGUGUCUAACUUGGUGUCACGGUGUGUUUGACCAUGACUUAAAUCUACGUUGGAGUAUCCCUUUAAGGUUUGACGACUCAGGCUUUUACUUGGACUCAGAAGAUGAAGAAAGAAAAACUCAGAUGUAUUUAUUGAUAUGGCCUCUCCUGAAGUACUGUACAUUUGUGUAGGGGAGAUGGGGAGGGAGGGCACAAGCUUGAGUGCAAGUUAUCCAGACAAAAACAUGCAACUGUGAACUGUCUAAAGACCUGAAAAAAAUCAACAUUUUUCAGGACUGUCAAAAAAAAAAUCAUCCAAGAUGGGAAAUACUUGGUGCAAACAUUCACUCGCUGAUGACUCUGUGAAGUUACUGUGGGAAAACUAGAGUGAGGCUCUAGCAGGCUCUGUGAGAAGAGACGUAAGAGUAAGAGCCUUUUGUGUAUCUCUCAUUAAAAACCAUACAAGCAUAUUUCCCAAAACAUCUCUUCAUAAUCCUGUUUUUAUGGGUCACAAUAAAAGAAAUGUCUUCUUUGAUUUAGUAACACCUCCACUCAAAUUUGCAGUAACAGAGUUUUGAUUAUUCAGUGUGCACUCCAGGUCGAUGUAUGUAAAAUUAAAGAAAAUGAACCAAACUAAUUGGACCUUAGGAGAGCUGGUGAUUGUGCGCUGAUUUACUGCUGAGAGAGCGAAAACACUCCGGAGCUGGAGAGCAUUUAUCUGUUUGUGCUAAAAGGAAAAAAAUGAGAUCACUGCAAAGAAAAUGUACAAAUGCCCCGCCUUGAGUGUCUCUCAUCUCUAUCUUCUAAGAUCUCAUUCUGUCACAGCGGGGUUUAUAUCCACACACAGUUGGGAGAGAAAAAGCUUGCAUUCAAGUGUUGCAUGUUUUACUGUGUCCCUGCAGAUGCUCUUUCAGCUCUGCGCACACUUGAACACCUCAGAAGUCCUGCUGCAGCAAACCGUCAAACAACUAUCAACACUGGCUUUGAGUAAACAUGUAAUUUGAAGUAACUGAGCACAGAUGUAAACACGCCUCACACGCGAUAAUUGAAGCAGGUGAAAAAACAAUCUGUGUCAAUAGCUGGUUUGAGUUUUGGAGCUGUUGUAAUACCUGUCUGCAUGUUUGUGCGCACCUGUACCAUGUCAGCGGAUGUGUGAGCGAAACCUCCAGCAGAGCUCUGCUGUGGUGAAGAGCAGCUGGCAGAUUACAGAGCAGCUCCUGGCAGAUAUUGUAGCACUUUAUCUCCAUUUUACAUCGUAAAUGGGGUGUGGACGAUGAAACUGUACACAAACUACGAUGAUCCUCCUGUGGCUGUAGCAGCGGAUGAUGUUUUAUGAAUUUUUGAGCACAGAGCUGGAGGUGCACAAGACAGGCAGAUGGUUAGAUAGAAAAAAGAUGAAAAGAUUGAACAUGUUCUGCUUUUUUAUCGCUUUUGUUGCAGCACAAAAUAAACCCAUUGAUCUAACACAUUUGCAUUUGGGCACACAAGAAUAAACCUGCCCUGUGGCCCAGAACACGCGUUGAAAAUUCACCGCGUUGAGCAUAGAGAAAAGGCAUUUGAGACCCCAAUUACCAAGUAAAUUUUGAUUCCUUGAUCAAGCUGUUGCUCCCCCGAUGAAUUCUGGGGCCAAACAAAUGUCAGAAAAAUGAGGAAAAUAUAAAUCACUGGUCUCUGAUUGUACUAGAACAAAUUUUAAGAUUUCCUUUUUUGGACAAAACUAACACAACUUACAUUAUGUGAUUAAUAUUAUUGUCUACGUUGACCUGGUUAUAGGGUAAGUAGCUCGCCAAAAUAGCUACUGGUUAACUUCCCUUCACUGAUUUUCAGCUCUAAACUAAUGUGCAGCAUGAAGUAGGUGUUUUGUAUCAAUACAAGAUAAUAUAAGAAAUGGAAAUAAAUGCAGUCCACACAAAAUGUGCAUGAUCAUGUUGUAUUUUUUUAACAGAAUAUCCCCAAAGCCCAAGCAUCUUCAUUAUCAUUUAGAAAUGAAUCACUGAAAUUGAAAUUAUUGUGUGAUACAGGUUUUGUGUUUAAUCUGUAGCUCAUCCUUUCAACAUAAGCUGGGGCUGUAUCUCCUGUUAGGGGCCUCUAUUAUGCUGCAGUGCUCUAAUGCUGUACUACCCAGUAGGGCUGCACGAUUUGAGCCAAAAAUAAAGUCCUGAUUUUUUUUUCUCUAAAAAGUCAAUUUUCUAUUUUGAUUUAUUCAGUGACAGCUUCACCAAACUUCACUUUAAAGAUGAAAAGUUUUUCUAUCAUCCCUCAAAACAAAGCCACCGAAAAAGAUGUAGUGGCGCUGUAACGCUGCCGAGGAAAUGCACAAAAGACAGAAGAAGAGUACAGAGCAUACGUAUAAAGGUUGUUUUGGCUGGACACGCGCAGGCAUCAUAAAAGAGUUACGCUGUGUGUGACAUAAUCUUUUCAAGAGAUGCAGAUAUGUAUCCACGGGGAGAUGAAAUGGUAGUCGUUUACUGAUUUAUGCACUCUCAUACAUGUUUUCAAAAAGUAACGUUUAUAGUCAUCCAAAACGCCGAUACAACAAAAAACUUGUGCGUUUACUCCUGAAUUUGUUUCCGUGUGGACAGGUUGAUACUGCCUUCAGAAGACUUUGCAGCGGGGAGUAGUUUGCUCUAUGUCCGAAACCGCGAAGCUGUACCAAAUCCACACGACUGACUUGUUCUUGCCCCUUUUAGCCACGAAAUUAUCGCCUUCUUUUGCAAACGCCAUGUUUGUUUACACUGGUGUGAGUGGGAACUGGAGAGGACUCUUGCAGGAAGGGGGAGCCUAUGGUGGCCUGGAGGCGCAAGACAUGAUAGAGAGGAAAAUUGAUAUGACAAUUUUACUUUAACAUCAUCACAAUUAAACAAUCAGAUUACAAUUUAAAAUCAAUUAAUCGUGCAGCCUUACUACCUAGAUGUAAAGAUGCACUGAUAACAGAUGACAUCAUGUUUUGUGCUGCAGUUUGGCAGAACUUUGAUCUGUACAAGUAGAGUUUGUGGGCUGUGUUGUGUGUGCCAAACAACUACUCUACUGGAGCAAUGUGCAACCAGACAGAAGGCCAGUCCUUCAAUUUGUUUAUUUGUAGAUUUUAAAGUAUUAUUUUAUUUGUAGACAAUCACAGAUCAUUUGUGAUCAUGUUAAAUAUGCUCUAAUCCAAAAGUCUUAAACGUCAUUCAGGAAGCAGAAUGUUGUUUCGAAGCUUUUGGUGCCCAAACUAUCAACCCUGACCUCCCUGUGACUUGUGCUUUUUAAAAAAAAGUGUCCCACUUUCUGCUUUGGAAAAAAUCAUUGUCUGUUAAAUUAAUCCCGGCAGCCAUCACCAUGUGAAAUCUAGUUGGCAAAUUAGCACCAUAGAGGAUGUAUUUCUGCAGGAGAGAGUUCUGGCACGCUCACAAUGUGCUCUGUCUGCACCCCGUCUCUUUGUCCAAACUUAGAAACAAGGCAGUGAGAUUUACAUCCUCACCCUCUUUAAAAGAAAAGUGCAGUCUCUCUGUUUCUCUCUGUUUGUUAUGUGUUGUUUUGUGCGCCAUCUGUCAGUAUUUGUUACCCAUCCACGUGACGGUGAACAGCAGUGGCGUAUGACAGAGUCUAGAAGAGUGAGACGCUCCCACUGUGACAGAGGGAGAAACAGGAGCCAGUCACAGCACGGUCACCCCUAACAUGACGGAAAUCAUCAUCACCAUGAUCGGCAAACAUGCGCAGACCGAUAUGUAAGAGAGAAACAAGUGAAGGAGGGAGAUCUGUCUCUGUCAUGUUCCCACCCACCAACAAUGGUUUCAGUGAUCACUUCUUCCCAGCAUGCAAUAUUCCAGCAGGGAUUGCAGUGAAGCUGAUCCCGGCCCAUGACUCCAUUUUACCUGCGUUACGGUAAACAAAUCCAGUCAGGAUUUCGGAGGAUUAGUGUCCACAUAAUUCUCUGUCAUGAAGUACUUUAACUUAAUCCGCUCAGUAUUUGCAUUCAUUUCAAGCUCCUUUUUUUAAAGCAGUUUGGUGCUUUGGAUUGUCCCUUUAAAUACCUUCAAUCACUUCCUGGUUAUGAAUUAGGACUGAAAGGGGAUUUCUCUGUGUGAGAGAGUGGAGGUAUAUGUGUGUGUGUGUGUGAGAGAGAGUAAAAGAGAGAGAGCGAGGGGGAGAACGAGUGAAUGGUGUUGCUUGACAGAUACAAACAGCCUGCUAUAAAUCCGGGUGCUUAUAGCUCGGAAAGUUUGGGACAUAAAUUGCAGGGCCAGAUCGAGGGAAUGUGCAUCAGUGAUGGCAAAUCGAUUUCAUUUAGAAGUCAUCAAGCGCAGCUCUGAGAGUGACAGAAAAUAACAAAGAGGCAGAGAGGGGGGCUGGGAAAAGAAGCUUUGGGCCACUUACUACUCUGGCUUUAUUCAGAGUCUCAGUUUCCGCCUUUUUGCUCUUCUGUGGCACGCUUAUAUUCGCUACUGUCCUGAUCUUCUCUAUGAUGUAUGAGCAGAGCAGCUCAGCAGCCAGAGACCUCAUCUUACAACUGAGGUCUACUUUAUAGCUAAGAAUUGAAAAAGGCAUGGUUGAAUCCUCCAUUUAUUUUGUUUGGAGCAGAAACUACCAGAAUUCUUGGUUGUAUUUUGGCUUCCUUUUUUUAACUAAAUGAAACUGAAUUCAGUUCAUUUAAAGUUUCUGGGAUCUGGCUCUAUAGAUGCCACAUGAACCAUCUUUUGCUCCCCUGUGUGGUAGCCUCACUCAGCCUAAUGUAGUGUUGGUUAUUGGGAAGUGCUGACAAAUCUACAGCCUUUGCCUUAUUGUUGCCACCUCCUUUCACAAAAUACUUAAAUUGAGAAGUCUUUAAUCAAAUCAGCACACUGCAAAGUUUAUUAACAAAAUCACAUACCUCUGUGAUCUAAUGAGGGAGGAAAGCUCUUUAAAAGUGACAUAUUCCUCAUGCUUUAAGCAUUAAAUAGUCACCGACUUCAGUAUCUUCUAAUACAUGAAUAUACCCUUUUGCAUUAUCUGUCACAUCAGUGUAAAGGAUGCAGCUCAUUGUACUUCAAUUCUGUUUGAUUGCAAAGAAGUCGUAUCCAAGUCCCCUAGUAGAUUUUUCAUUUAAAAAACAAAUUAAAAGUGGAAUCAAAGGAUACGUAUAUCAAACAGACCUACGGAACAUUCAUUAUAUAUGACCAUAUAUAGAUAAAGCAUUGAGAUUGGUAUAAGUCUAAAUGCUAAUGCAGGAUACAGCAGGGCUGAGGGAAAUAAACUACUUGAAGCAUACUGUGGAAAAGCAGCAGGAUGCAUCUCUUAUUUUUGAUGCAUGCAGAUUGAAGAUGGACCGGAUUCCUUAAAGCUCGCUGGGAUUAGUCCAGAGGACAUUUUCACCAGACGGUCACACCAGUCAGUUUAAUGAUAAACUUAUGAAUAGUUGCUGCGGGACGUGGUGGACAGCUAACAGCUUUGAAUUCAUCUUUGUUAGGCUCACUUUCACCGGUAUAUGUAUGCAAGGGAUGCAGAAUGAGCGCACAAGCAGAGGUUCUUAAACCAGCAGCCUCCGUGAUCAGAGUAAUCAUCCUUUCUCUGACGUUUUUACCUCCCCUCUCACCUCUCAAACACUGGGUCAUGUUGGAGCACUCAGGCUGCUGUUUGACAUUAUUAGUUCCCUGCUCGGGGCCGCUGCCUCUUAUGCAGAGCGGCAGAGGAAAGUAAAGGUGAGGAAGAUGGGAAGCGACGGCUCCUGCCUGCUCGUCACCGGAGGGGGGAGAAGAGGAGGUGGCGUUGACGGCCUAAUCUCUGUCUCUGAUUAUCUUCUCAUUACGAUCAGACGGGAGCCACUCGAGGAAGAGGAGAAUGUGUAAUUAUGCUCAAAUCUCCCAUGACUAAAACAGAGGAUAAUAAGCAGGGCUGGAACUGUGUGCUCACAUCUAAUCAUUCAGUUUAUUUAGUCAUUGGUUCUGCUGGAACAUUUAACCGUGGAUUAGGAUGUUUUGGAGGUGGGAUUAGCAAACACCUGACUUAAAACGCCUUUGUAUGGAAGUCAAAAAUAAUUCACCUCUUUUUCAAACUGCAGCAACUAUUUAAAAAACGAGGAUGAGCAUUUAAUUUUAGUGGUUUUGCUUUCCGCCUGCGUUAGUUUAUGUUGAAAAGUAAGAAUUUAUAGGCUCUGGGUGUGCAGAAAUAGGAAAUAAUGCAUUUCUUUUUAUGAACAUGCAUCUUUCACGACUGCAUCUGCAAAGCACAAGAUAGAAAACACCAUUUCCCCAAAUGUCAGGGCAACUGGAGCAUGUAAAUAACUACAUUUCAAUUGACACCUCGAUUUGAAUGGUAAAUGGCUGACCUCCAAUUUUUUUCCCCAGAAUGGCUGGGAGGGAGAAAUGGAGGGGAAUAAAACACAUAUCCAGCAGACCAGAGGGAACACAGCUAACCAAGCAUGCUAAAUCCUCCUCUCUAUUGUAUGAUGGAAGCGCCAACUGUGUGGACAGCUCCAAAAAUCACCACAAAAUUCUCCUGUGGGGAACAAAAAUGAAAUUAUUUUCUUUUUCUCUCUGCAGCUCAGAGACGACAGCCUGCCAGCCGCUCAAGACUGAUGAGAAGAAAGCGGCGGACUCCCGGGUGGACACCGCUGACAGAAACGGCUGCAUCAAAGUGAAAGGACGCAAACACCACAGCCAUCGCAGGGCCAGGAGGUGAGCUCGUCUUUGUAUUUGCACUUGAGAAACAUCAAAAAAGUCUCUCUGAUCUCAGAGAAAGAGAGAAGCUGGGAAAUCAGAUGCUUUAAAGUUGUUAAAUUUCUAAAGAUAAGUGUUUUUAUUUGUUUCCGGGGUUUUGUAUUGUAGGUUUGAGCGCUGCUGAUAAAGCCUUUUCAAAGUACAACAAAACUCCUUCAGGGUUUUCCUCUCAGUGAGAAAACAGAGCUAAUCUCCAUGUUCUGUUUGGUUGAAUGUAAACAGUCUUAUCAGGUCGGCCCCAGUGGAGAAACACAAACAUGUUGUGAGGAAUUCCACACGCUGUCAUUCAGGCGCUCUCUGUUCACCAACACCUACAACCAAAAGUCUGAUAGAAUUCUCCGGCUCCUUAUUUCGAGGUGGGAGAAAUCAGUUCAGGUGUAUAUAUUUAUAUUUUUUUCCCACAGAAACCUUUUAAUUAAUCCGACACCUUCAAAGCCUUUUUCACAGCUUCACAGCAGGGAGGCAGUGGGUGAUAUGUAGAACAUGACCGCAGCCACAUCUGAGCUGUUACAGAGGAUCAUAAACAUGAAUCGCUUCUCUGUGGAUGAACUUCACCCAGCGGCUGCUUCUCUUUGUUUCCGAGCUGAACACUGAGUGGAGAGGAGACGCAGUCGUGUGCGGCUCUGAUUAUCAUUUUCUCUGGUUUGUGAAUGCCAACGACAUCUGAAAGGAAAAGAGCAGGGAAGAAGAUUUAGAGUGUUUUUCAUCCUUGAAACUGAGUGUUUUUUUUCUUCCUGUGAGUUGAAAUUACAGAAGAGCACUUCACUGAUCAGUACCUCUAAAAGGCAGUGAGACAUAAGAAGUUAGAGGAAUCACAGGACUUGGAUAGGAUCAACACACCACACUCUUUUAAGGCCCGGUUGCUUGUACUGUGCCAAAGUAUGAUUGUCCCCCCUCCCUAGUCCCUGAACUCACACUGCUCCAGACUCAAACAGACCUGAGGACCACAACGUAUAUCACAAAGAGACACACCCAUGAGCAUGAUCUUCAUGAUUAAAUUAGAAAAAUUAAAUCGAGCCCCCCAGGAAACCUAAAGAAGCCAUUGAUGCCAUCUCUGUUGCUAGCUCUUAACCAAUCUCUUUCAUCAGACUAAGUUCUGCCUGUUGCCCCUCUGCCAGUGCCUCAGUACCAGUUGCAAGGUCCUCAGCUAGAAGCCACUGAAAUUUUACCCCUUUGAUCCCAGAACGCCCCCUCAUGGUGGGGCAUUGGUCAGGUACAUCUCCUUACCACCUCCUGAAGCUAGAUUGAGAUGGUCAGGUUAUCAGCUGUGUGUCCUCUUGGUUGCCCCAGUUUUUGUCUUUAUUCCCCAGUCAGAGCCAGAAACUUCCCUUUCCUGGUUCUUUAGCCAGAUCUUGGAUGACCCUUUGGGCCUUUGCUGAUACAAAUCCAACAUCUUUCAGAAAGCGGCUCAUUGACAGGCCCACAAAACCGGGAGAGCCGACUUCCAGUGGAUAGGUUGUUGCUUUCCAGCCUCUUUCUUGGCAUUUGACCGCAGCAUCUUCUUUUCAUUCGCCUCUUUGGUACCCUUUACCGGUGGAGCAGAUAGCUUAGCUAGAACAGCUGCUGACCACAGGACAGUAUCAGGUCUCAGUGUGGUGGUGGUGAGCUCCAUAGGAGAUCCAAGCUGCUUGCACCAGGUCAAGCUGCCACCUGUAACACCCCUUGGGCCAAGGCCUAACAGAAUGUGGCAGAGAUCCACUUGGGACCUUUUGUGUAGGCCAUAGGUUUCCCCUGAGCCAUACCAUCGGGCUGGGUUAGUUGGGAAAGGUGUUACAUGCAGCCCUAAUUGGAAAGCUUAGCAUUGCCUGGAGAUCUUCCUCAGCUUGUUCCAUCCCAUUCUCUUUGGGAGACUGCUUGCAUGCUUGACUCCUCAGGUCCUCUAAACAAGGUGUGCUAGCUGAUUCUUGCACUAGACUAAAAACACAAAGGGACUGUGAUUGCUGUUCUGGGUUCUAGGCUGAGAGACAGUCCUCUCUCGGGGUCAGAUCAGUCUUGUAACCCUGCCUUGGCAUACUUUUGUGCAACUUCGACCUCUAAUGAACCUCCAUCUGUUGUCCCUCUGGCCUUGUAGAGGUGAUCACCCAAAGAAACUAUAAUGUGGAGAGGACAGCUGGUGAGAAGUUGAGGUUCGCCAAAACAUUUGGUCACGCCAAGGGGUUGAAUUUAGAGGUGAUGGUACUGCGUGCCACAGUGUACCAGCUCUCUACAAGCACUGCACUCAACAAUAAUACAACAAUGUUUAGAUGAUCAUACAGUAGUCCUCUUUCCUUUUCAGCCGUUGUUUGUUUUUAAGUCUGUAAAAGCUCUUGAUUCUCAGAACUGUCAAGUUUUCACAAGAAUUACGAUACCUGUUUGCUCACACGUCAGUGAACUAUGGCAAAAAGUAAUUGAACAAGAAAGGUGUCCAUGUACAGAUAAGUCAUUAUUUGUAAAGUUCAGGUGAAGAAAUAAUGCCUGAAACUGCUGUAUGUUAAAAUUGACCAAAAACUCUGUGAUUUGUAAAAUGUGUACUGAUGCCAAAAUAACAAACAAUGCCUAAAAAAGGGUUCCUUUGCUGCAGGUUCAAACACAAAUACACAGAAGAAUCCAGAUCUCUGGUUUUCCAGUGUUCCCAGAAAAGAAUUGCUGAUUCAUGCUGGUGGCACAGGGAGAAACAUAUCAAGUUUACCCAAAUACCCCUCACUGCCAAGCUGAGACAAAACUAGGGGGAUAAUAACAAAUUGUGUUUUUUUUGGCUGAAAAUGACGAUAAGAGAUGAAACAACCAAAACUGCAAGUCAUGAAGACAGCAACGGCGUCUCUAAGGGCAAAAUAACAAUAACGUUAAGCAGGAAAUCAAAGCUGCGUCGAUCUGCAGAAUCAAACAGGAAAAUUCAAAGGAGCUCCCAAACCGAACAUGAAACAGGAGAAAAGGUGCAGCCAGAAACAAAAUAAAUCGGUCAAUCUUCAAUUCAACAAGUCAACAAAGAGGCUGAAGGUGAAGCAGAGCUGUGCUGAGGUGCUACCAAAUACAAAACUGAAUUGCUGCAAACUUAACAGCUUCAGCAAGAGCAAAACCAGUUUAUUUCAGAGGCCAAGACGAGUUUGGAUUGGAAGACCACAGGAGCAGAGCAGGAAGUAAAUUGAUCACACUUGAGCAGGAAGCAAAGUAAACAUUCACCUUGAAGUAAGUUAACACAGGUGUAGUUUGGUUCAUAGCUUUUCCUAGAGGAGAUUUCUCCGGUCCCUCUUCUAACCAUUGACUUUUGAAGUGGAUUAAAUUUCUUUUUUGUCGUUGUUUAGUACUUCUUCAGUCUUGACUGGGUAAUCGUUUAUGAUUUGGACCACAGCUUCCCAGACUGUUCGAACCUCAAAGUCUCCUCAAAGCUUUGCGAUUGAUAUUAAUGUAACAUGAAUACAAGAGGAGAUGAACUCCAAUAUCCUUGUGAUAAAUCACUUCAAAUAGGACGCCUCUAAAUCACUAUGUUUCCUGUGUCUUUAAGGAUGUAACCUUGUACCUCUGGAACUGCUAGUGUAGAGAAUUAUCAGCACAUUGAAACUGUUUGUCAACCCUGAUCAGAAGGUCACCUGGCAGGGCGACAGACAGCAGCUACAUCACGCUGUGAUCGAGCUUCACAGACGCAUCACAGACACCAACAAUCUCCUGCUGUAAGCUAAUAUUUACAAGCAUGAAUAAAUAAGGAAUCCAAAGUGACCAAGAAGGGAAGAAAUUCAUGAGAAACUGUUUUUGUUUACUAAUUUCCAUUUAGUAAAAAUUGGCUAAUGAGGCUGGUUCUUUGACACAUUUUCAAAGCGCUGUAAGUGGCUGCCUGAGAAAGUCCCCUCUGUCGAGAGAAGGAGUUUUUUCUUUGGAUUGUUAUCUUGCUAAUUGGCUGGCAGCAGCCCAGUUUAGCAGAGCAUCCAAUGUUGAUCAUAACAUGAAACCACAAGCUACUGCUUUCUAGAAACUGUAUGUUCGCUGCAGGGAUUUUUUAAAGGAGCAGUAAACAAAGCAUUUCAGAUGAAUCUGAAUCAGUGGAAACAUUGAAUAACCUAAAACCCCACAAAAAGCCUGACACUCCCUGCUGUUCUUUGAAUAACAAAUAAUGUCACAUGUUUGCGUUAAUGGUUUUCUUGCAUGUCAGAAGAAAAAGCAACACCAUCCAAAGGAAAAGGGGGCUGCAUUCAGCACUGAGCGUAUUCUCAUCAAAUGUCCCCAAAUCCCUUUUCCAUACACUAUUGUUUCGCACAAUCACCAUCCCAAUGUAGCCGGCAAUUGACUUGCUCUCUCAUUCUGCCUUUCAUUCUCUCCACCUCAUCAAGAGAGAGCGUUUCUGCUGGCAAGAAAAAAAAUGCAAAUGCUUGCCUUGUGCUCCCUCCUUCCAGGGCCAGAAUGGUGGAGGUGUUAAUGAGUGACAAAGCGCUCUCAUUACCAGGAGAGGGUACUUGGGCUGGGUCUGUCUAAUCAGCCCUAAUGCAUUUCAGUUCCUAAUGCUCCCAAACUGCCGACUUCACCAAGCAGGGUCAUUUAUUACAGCCAGACAGUCCUCUGCAUCCAAUGAAACAGGCACACUGUCUCUGGAGCUCUGUGCUCGCAUACAUCAAGGAGGAGUGCGGUUUGUCAGUGUUUGCAUUAUUUCUGAUUGUGCUAGUCUGUUAGCGCGAGCAGUUAUUUGUGUAACAUAAGUCUGUAAUAUUAUCAAGUUGAGUUCGGGUCAACAAUUAACCUUAAACAAGCAUUAAACAAGCCUUAAAUGUGCAGUAGUUAUUACUCACAGAGAUUUACAUUCAUUCUGUCCAGGACCAAUACUAGCCUCAUUUUGUGUGAUGGAAAUACUUAAUCUUGAUGUUAAUAACAGAAUCAAUCAUCGGUACAUGAAAGCCUGCAUGUGGUGCAAAAGCAAAUGAGCUUUCUGAUGGCACAGUGAAGUGCUGAGUAGAGCAUACACACACACACAGAUGAGGGUUUGGAUCGAAGUGUCUUAAAAUAAGUGAAACUAUGAGGCAGACUUGACCCGGUCUGCUGUAAGCUGUGGUGUAUUUCACGCCCUGUUUCUGCAGUUUCUCUGUCAGGGCCCAGUUGAACGUCAUCCAUUGGUGCUACUACACCUACUAGUAUCAUGUAGUUCACACAAACUGACUCUAAAACUACUGAAAUAUCCUUUUAGGUUGGAUCAAGUGUGUUUUUUAUUACCCAGAGAGGAGGUGAUCAAAAUUUGAAUAUUUCUUUGUCCACCUAAGAAGAAGAUGAUUACUGGCAUGAGUAUUCAUAAAUAAAACUGAAAUUUCAGGAUAAUAGUUUAGAGUUAACAUUCUCAUUAUAAGCCAUUUAUCUAUUAGACCGGUUUAUAUAAAUCAUGACAGAAAAAUCUGUUUUUUUAUGACUAAGAUGCAGAAAAAAAUAAGGGAUGCAUGCUUCUCAUCCCAAGUCUUUUAGUUAGAUCCAUAAUACAUAAAUGCAAAAUCACGCAUUAUGUUUCCAUCCUGCAUAUUUUAAAGCUAACUUUACAUCAGAGAGUCUGAAAGUUGUAAAAUAUUACUGGUUUUGUCUGAUUAAUCGGCUUGAAUGAUAAAUCAAUUAUUGCAGCAGUAUCAGAUGAAUUUUACAGGGUUUAUUAUUCUUCAGACAACUCAGCAGUAAUGUCUUAAAGGAACGCUUCAAACAAGAAGGAUCUUUGUGAUUUUUUUACUCAUGAGCAUUAAUUUGAAGAUGAAUUAUUCCUCAAUCCUUGCGGGAAUUUGUGGAGAAGUUUCAAACCUUAAUCUUCCCUCUCUUGAAACGCCUUGAUGGCGAAUGAGCUCAAUCAAGAUGAGGAACCCCAGAGCUUUGACGGAGGACUGGAGUCAACAUUAAAGGAGGUUUGCUUGACAUUUUACAAACGACACACCGCUUUGAUGGCUGUAAUAAGUCCACAGAUCUGAUGUGUGAAUUGGCACAGAUUGGACAAAUACACUAUUUAUGUAAACAGCUUUGUUUGCUUAGUUACAGAGCAGAGAAUGUGCAUAUGUGUACCCGCAUAUUUCUCGUAUAUGUUGUUCUAUAUUUGUUGUUUAGAUUUUAUUGGCAUGUUUGUGCAUUAACAGUAGUGCCCUACAUCCCCAUGCCCGCCCCCUCCUCUCCUUUAUUUACAGCUCUUAUCGUUAAUGAUGUAAACCCCCAUCACUCCAGUAUGUAACUCAGUUUUAUUCUAACGUUUCAACAUCAGACGCUUGGUCCAGUUUUCUAAAUUAAGAUUUUUUUUUAAUCCACUUGAUCAAACCUCAGGUAAAGCUGCCAGUCAGUCUGAGUUUAAAAGCAUCUUCUUUUCCAUCUCUCCUUCACUUGUUAUCAUCCCACAUACUAGCUCACAUCCUCCUUGUUGCCUCUUGUAAUUUUCAGUCAGUCGGCACUUGAAAGGCUCAUUCACUGAGCCUGUGGCACUUCAAAGGGCUUCAUCUCCUUUUUCACAUCACUCAUUUUCAGAGAGCAAAUGAAGUGGACCUCUGGACAGCAAUCAGGCCCGUCAGCUGAUGGGAUCCAACAAGUUUCUUUUUGUUAGAAUGAGGGAUUUAAGUUUUGAAGGACCAGUGUCUAAGAUGUGGGGAGAUUUCCAGGCAAAGAUAUUCACAAAUUUAAUUUUUGUUCUUGUAUAAUAACUAAAAUUGAGUUUUUGUGUUAUCUUUACCGUAGCAUACACUAGCUCAGUGUUUCUCAAAGUGUGGGGUGCACCAAACAAGAGGACAUUUUCAAUUUCAUGCCUAUCUUCUUAAAUGCCUUUUUUUUUAUUGACAAUAAAGAUCAUUUACUGUAAACAAAACACUCUCACACACACAAAAUGAGAGUAAAUAGCUGACAUGUAGCUGAAAUAAAUAAAAAAAUCUAUUAAAGCUAUAGUGCAUAAUUUCUAUCACCCCUGUGAGGAUUUCUGCGUUAUUACAACAAUACGGCCAGCAACUCAAUAUGACAUACAUGGAUUAACACUUUCGACUCACCGCAUUCCGCUUGUCAUGCUGAAUAGAGAAACAAUCAGGACUAACCGCAUACUGCUCGUCAGGGUACACCGACUGUUACUGUCUACACAAUGUGUGGGCUACUAAAGUUACUCGUCACAGCACACAAACUCCCUGCGGUAAGUUACACACAGCAACACGGGUUACACACCUUGUAACUUACUGCCCGUUAGGCUAACGUUACAUAAUGUAGCAAACAUCAGGCUGCUAACAAUACAUUACAUUCAUAGCACCGUUUCCAAAAAAUAAUAAAGUACUCCAUCCAGUACAUGCAACAGCAACACAUCCUGCUGGUAAUGAACAGAGUCACUUACUUAUCCAUCAUUAUCAAGGCAACAUCAGUGUCUGACCUCAGUCCAAUGUCCUCCUUUAGGGCUCUCCAUCAAGGAAAAGCGACACUAAUGUAAAUCUGCAUUAGUCUUCUCCGUUUGUCUCUUCCUUUUUCCACCAACAGACCUUUUACUGAAUGAGAAGGCGUUUUCUUUAGGAGGAUCCACUUCUGAACAUCUUAGUCAUUUCUUCUGGUUCUCCACCAUGUUACUUCUAGUGGCGCUCUCAAUUUACGUCCCAGUCUCAAUUUACAGCUUUUGUCCUUCAUUGCUUUAAUUAGUUGUCUCUUCCACCUUCUUCUCCGUUAUUUUCAUCUCUAGUCUGCAUCAGUGUUUGGGCGAUGAUGGAAAAAAUCUAAAUCAAGAUUAAAUGAACUUUUUACCUCUAUUAUGAUUAAUGUAUGAUUAUCUGAAAAAAAUGUCUGCAUAGGCUGCAAAUAAAAAUAUUUUUAAAUAAAUAAUUUAGAAAAUAAAUACACUUUAAUUAAUAAAUGAAUGCACUAAUAGGUAUUUGGUUUCAAAAGUGUAAAGUCACAACAUGCACUAGCCUUCUUUCUUUCUAAACCAGGCCGUUUACAAGAAGAAAAGCAGCAGCAUGUUUUUUUUGUUUUUUUUUUUGUUGUUGUUGUUUUUUUGAUUGUCAACACUUUUCUGUUAAACACAGACUGGGACCUAUCUCUGAACAACUUCUUACUCACGUUUUUCUGGUUAUAUAGUUUCCAGCAUUUAAAGUUAACAGUAGGGGGCGUCUAGUCAUCAGCCAAUCAAACGUGCGUUUGAGGGGAGAAAAAAAUGGACCAGCACAUUCAACAAGUGAAAAGGGGUAAAUGUAACUCAGAACAUAAUGAAAAUAAUUCACUUAAUAAUAGUAGGGUCGAUUCUAUCCUUACAAAAUAUGGGAAGACAAUCUAAAUUACCUAUAUAACUGCACUUAUUAUAUAAUGCAAAUAAGGUUGCUUAAAAGUUGGUGGGGACAAUUUGUGCACCCCGGAAAGUUGGUAGUGUUAUGUCCCUACCGUCUCUAUGCAAACCUAAGCCCUUGCUCUCCUCCCCUCUGCUUUCUUGUUGUCAGGUAAAACUGAGCACAACGUAUUAGCGCGGGAAUGUCGCCCCUCAACAGCAAAUACAAAAAUAAAACAAAAAAAAAGAAAAAUACUGCAGGUUGUUAGAGGAGCUGAACGGCUUAACCAACAUUGUAUUAUCUCCUCUAGUAGAGGCUUGGGUGAAACGAAUAUUUACAGACACAUAGAAGUUAUACACGAUAGCUUCAAGUUAGAGCAGCAUUAGACAGAUAAUGGGAAGAAAAUGUAACGUGGAACUAAAAUGCAAAAAUAAUAAUUGAUGUGAAGUGAUUUAUUAUGAAACAUGAUGUUACUUGUUCCUUGUUCGUUCAAUAAAUUUGACAAUGGGUAAUUUGUCAGGACAUUUGUUGGAACAACGGCUGCAAGUAGGGGUUGAAAAUUCCCCCUUGUUCAAAGUGAGGAACAACUUAAAAAAUCUGAGUACCACUCACGAGCUCCAGAGAGCAGCCUCAGGGUUUGAACCUCUAAAUGUUGGUUUUUGCUCUUACUGGGAAGGGGAAGGUUGAUUAAAGCUACAAACACACAGUGUCUGGUUUGCGAGAUUGUGUGGUUUUCCGUGGUGAAGAAACUGGCCAGUCAGUGCUUAAAAAAAAAAAAAAAGACAAGCAGUAGCUGACAACUUGCAUGGAAGACUGACUUCAUAACGAAUGGAAGUUAUGUUACUAUCAAUGUUAAAAUCUGUUGAAAAUCAAGCUGUCAAACCCUGUCCUGCUGGAGCGAACAGGCUACCCUCAAUCCAAGUCCUGUAAAAAAGUAAUCAUAAAACAUUUUACUCAUAAGGAUUUGUGGUUUACUUCACAUCCAUGAAGAACUCCAUGAUCCAGCUCAAGUUGUCUUCAACCCAUCUUAUCAUGUAAGAGCAGGGUUUAAAUCUCCUUUCCCGGGCAGGCAGUGAAGACAGGCUGUUUUUGGUGAAUGAAGGGAUUUCACUCAACAAGACCUGACUCUUUAGCCCCCAAACAGCUCCAAAAUUCAAGUCCUAUGUGUCUGACACAUCCUUCUCAUCUGAGCUAAAAAAGUUCCACCAAUAAAAGACCCUGGGGGGGUCUGAGCAGCCAGGACAGAAUGCAAAAAGGCUAUUCUAAGCACCAUGUCCUCACUUUUUUCCUGCUGCUUUCUCACUCCAGCUCACUCUGACUCCUUGCAAAGAUUUUACUCGGAGCCUUGAAAAAAAGCUCUUGGGAAAGUUUGAGGAAAAAAGCUCCCCUUUGUGUUCGCACAUGACACUUGAUUUUCAUGAAUUUAGUGCAUACUGAAAACAGUUCAUGUUUUGGGUGAGACAUCCUAAAAUAUUAAACACUGUAAAGUCGGUUUAAUAAACAAUAGAGACGUUCCAACUUACAAGGAGCUAUCCAACUUGACAUCAUACCAUCUGUUGCCUUUGUAUUUUUGUUGCAUCCAAAUCUAUUUUCAGCCUCUUGAUAGAAUCUCUUGGUUCCAAAACUAAAUGGGAGAGUUCAAGAUUGGUCUACAGGCUCAUUUAUGCUCAACAUUACAUAUGGAUCUGGAUACGUAUCUGUCCGUGCUUCACAUUCUUUCAUCCGUAUUUCUGCAUGUAUCCUUGAAGUUUACAGAUACAGGCCAGAUGAAGCAGUACCACCCGAAACUGUGGGGGCAGUGUUGCUGCUGUCACUACCCAAUACGCACCUUUAGAGAGAAACGAAGAAACCAAUGGCGGGGUGUUUUGAGGAUCGUCAUCAAUUUCUCUCAUCUGUACUACUAAAGAAAAGAAUUCUCCAUUCUCCAACCACGAGGCAUUUAGUGGCCUGACCGACACCUGCCUCCUCCAACGCUCCCUCUGUUUCUUUCUUCAUUGCAAAAUAUACAUUAUCACUAGCUCCUCCACAGUCGCCAUGUUUCUUUUUGUUAGUUGUUGUCAGAAACUUUUGACUCCGGCCUGCCCCCCAGUGGAUGUAAUGAUUAACAUCCAUGCCAACAUAACGGACCCAUGGAAGAAUGUGUGCAGUGACGUAAUCAUUGUUUGAAAUGGACGCGUACAUUUUCAUAUGUAUGGCGAGCAUAAAUGAGCCUUAACAAGGCCGAGGAUUUAGAGAUGUCUAAGUACUCCUCUAAAAAGACUCCAAUCCCAGGGUUAGUUUUUGAAAUCUAGGUCUAUCUUCCUAAAAUAUUUAAGUUCGCUGCUUCUUGGUUCAAUGUGGGUAAAUGGGUAAAUCUCACAGUUUGUUCAUGCAAAAGCCUCAGACAGUGAAAAAGUCAUAUAACGUCAUUUCUUUCUUGCAGAGCUUUCUCAAGUCAGAGCAAAUCACUGCAGUGAUGUGACUUUAGUAAUUCUGGUUUGGGCCAAACACUUUGAAUAGGAAUCCUGUGUUACACACCAGAGCGAGAAAGUUUAAAAGAUGGAGUCAUUUCCCAGGCAGGUAGAGUCUAAAAAAAGAUCCUUCCUUUCAUGUGGAAAGUGUAGGAUCCAAUUUUUUCUGAACCUUCUCCGUCUGCAGCAAAAACUCUCUCUCAUCUCUACAAUUAAUCCAAAAUGCAGCCUCCAGGAGUUUAACAGGUAGCAGAAAAGGAGAGCGCCUAUCCUUUCAUCUCAGCACUGGCUGCCUGUUGGUUUUAGAGUUGACUUGAAAAUUUUACCUCUCACUUUUAAGAGUUUGGCCUCCAGCUAUUUCUGACCUCUAAGCUCCCUGUGUGCCGUCACAGGCCUCCAGGUUACUUAAAUCUACUCUGCAGGUAGUUCCUAUAUCCAUAGUGAAAAAUAAAGGUGACAAAGCUUUUGGCAUCGGGUCCUCCCUCCCAGAGGAGAUUAAGACGGCUCAGUCUCUCUCCACGUUUAAGUCUUUUUUCAAAACACUCCUUUAUAGUCUGGCUCUCCUGUGAUCCACAUUUCUUACUCUUGACUUUAUUCAUGUUUUGUCGUUUGGUUUUUAUCUCUGUGUUUGAUGUGUUUUUUUUUAGUCAUUGUUUUAUUAACUCCUAAUUGUAUUAACUCCUAAAUUGUACCAGCCUGCCAUAGAGUGCAUAUAGAAUGGACACAGCCUGCCUCUUGAAGCCACUCCGAGAACAGCACCCUCUGAUGAUGGGCUGCAGUAUAGGUCAUAAAUCCCGCCUCCUCCAGCAAUCCUUAUGAUACAGAAUAUGAAUUUUUCUCCCCCCUGGUUGAUGUUGACAUGUAGUUACAGUAAGACUGGUUUGUGCUCAAGUCCUCUUUUUUCUGUGCAGCUCCAUUUUUAAAAGUUAUUAGGGGGUUCAUGUUUUCUAUGAUUGACACCUGAUACAGCCUAUGGGUGUACGAAGAUUGAGUAGCUGUUUGGCUGUUUGAGCCGAGUGUCAUCACAGCGACUCUCCUGCCAAAUGCUUACAACGCUACUAUGCAAUGUUGGUCUCAGGAAGUGGAGAAAAAACCCGGAAAUACAGAGAGUAAUUCAGCUUCAAAUUCAUAUAAGGUCGGAAGGCGGAGCCAAGUUGUCUGUAGUAUAUGCAGUCUAUUUAGCCUGCUUAAAGCACUGCAUGGAUGUGCAGGGAGCUCGAUUCUUGGUGGACUGGGUGUUUCCCAGAUCUGUCUCCCCUCUGUGAGUGAGUCUUCCUCGCUGUGUUAUUCUUGUGCAGUUUUCUGGCACGAGAUCAGUUUUGUGUCUCAUACCAGUCUGGAUUGGAUUUCAUCAUCCUGUUGUGAUGGGAUCAUCUUAUAUGGGACAUUUGGAUCUCCAAUAAUCUUGCUUCUGUGUGUCAUGAUCAAUCUGGAUGCUUUAUGUGCAGUCAUAUGAAUCUGGCAAUGAGUCAUGGGGAUUAUUUUACCCCACCCUUUUUUAGACAGGGUUUUUUUUAAUACAGAUAAUAUAGACAAAAAAGACUUGACUGUUGAAUUUCAGCUCUAUUGUAACUUGAAAUCUACAAUGUAGAUGUCUCACAACAUCAGCUGAAGGCAGUGUGAGAUGGUCAGUGUAAUUUGGUGGAUGAUCCCUUUAACUCGCAGCAGACUCAGUAAAAAAAAAAAUCUGAUUAAAAAAAAACAGGUUUGUCCCUGAAAAAAUCCUGAAGCUGUGACUCAUCAGCUCAGGUUUCUCAUUUCAUAUCCCGUCACUGGAGCGAAGACAGAACUAAGUGUCCCCUCUGCUCUGUCUCUGCCUGCAGCCACUCCUUUGAUGAGGAUCUCUCCCCUCGGCCCAAAGGGAAGAAGAAGAAGAGAAAGUCUGAGCGGAGGAGGAAGAGGAAAAGGUCAGUCCCCAAACUGUGAGAUGACUCUGCGCUGAGGAGGUCUUGUUUGUCACCUUGGUUGCAUCUCCUGAAAUGAAUAAAUGGAUCGAGUGGAGAGGAGAGGAGAGGAGGGGGGUGCUCAGCGCUCGCUGAGUUGAUGUAUAUUUUUCCUCUGAUUUCAGGUCUCCUUCCCACAGCCUGUCGCCUCUGAGAAAAAAGAAAAAGAAGAAGAAGAAGAGCUCCAAGAAAAGCAAGCGGCAUAGGUAUUUUUCUGCUCAUUUCCCGCUCUGGCAAAAUUAUGUGACAUGUAUUUUGAAGUUACGGAAAUCAUGAUUUUUUCCCCCCCUUUAUUGCAGGUAUACCUCAAAGAAGUCCAAACACAGGUAUGUGAUAGAUUUUUGCAAGAACUUGUGCAUGAUUUCAGCAUGCCUCCUGGCUGAAAAGAGCAAAAAUGAAUGCUUUUAAUAAGAGAGAAAGGUAUAAAGGGGAGAAGUCCUCAGCUGGAUGCAUUUCCACUGUAAUAUGUAGCGUCUGCUUUCCUUCAGAUUGCAGGAUUUUCAACUUAAAAGCCAGUGGCCUUUAUGUAUCAGUAAAAAGCAGACUGUGUGCAGACUUUAUUCUCCUCACUCAUCGCUCUAUUCUCUUUCAUCCCACCAGCUCUUCAAGUUUAAAACAUAAGAGGAAGGAUGAGCGCAAGCACAAGAAAAGGUCAGUCUGUGCUUGUUGCAUCAGAAUCAUGUACUCUCCAAAUCCUACACAACUUUUUUGAACCCCACCACCACCACCCUACUGCACCUCCUCCUCCUACAUCUCCUCCAUGCUGAGCCCAGCCACCCUUUUCUGAACAGUGGAAGAAAGAGACAGCAUCCUCCAGGAGCUUCUCAUGUAAGGGCAGGAUGGGUGCAUAUGGAGACACGCAGCUUUUUAUUUAUCCGGGCAGAGCGUGAAAAAAGCCUCGUAAGGAGGGAAACAGAUUGAAAGCCUGGGCCACAAAGAGAGGGAAAAAGAGGGUGAAAGAGGCUAAGAGAAACCAAUUUCAUGCUGUGAUCUUUCAACAUUUUAUAAUUCGACUUUGGAUGAGCGGGCCGUUGUUUGUAAGCACAGAGCCGAGUUCAGUCGCUGCUUACUUCAACAGAAACCACGGCUUUCCGGCUCACUACAACACUCCUCCCUUUAUUCUUUGUUGUCCUCAAGUCUUUUCCUCUCCCUUUACUGCCUCCCUCUCUCUGACUCGCUCUGUGAUUUUUGGGAGACAUGAUCCAUAUUCAUCAGAGGGGGAGAUGAAACACUUCGGGGGGAAAAACCUGUUUGAAAAGUACAUCCUUUAAAGUUUGACUUCCCCAAAGAGUAUAAUUCAGAUUUCAGGCAGUGCAGCUCAGAGAAGUUCUGCAGCACUGCGGGCAAUGAUCAGCUGAUUUUAGAUCAAUCAUCCAAAGAUUGAUUCACUGACAGAUAUUUAAAGGGAUAUUUCGGCAUAAAAUUAAGUUAUGGUCAAACACAUAUAACACCAAGUAAGAGAUGAAUGUUGCCAAUGAAUGUUGGAUCCAUGCACAAACCUUAACCAAAAAGCCACUCUAUAGCCACAAAUAAUGCUCAGAACAGCACCUAACUUCAUCAACAGUACAUAUAGGGUCCUAGCCACAGCACUAGCCACCAAACAUCUUCCCCACUUGUUUGUGGGAGAGUCCAAACCGGUGUGCGCAUGGAGACAAAUACUGUGGCAACAUUCAUCUCUCGAGGGGGUUUCUAACUCGGUGUUAUGGUGUGUUUGACCAUAACUUUAUUUUACACCGCAAUAUCCCUUUAGUAGUCAGAACAGGUUCAUGGAACCCCCUGCAAUAUGACCAGGAUUCAGUUUAUUUCCUUCUACAUGUUUUUGUUUUAUAGUGUGAACACAUUUCUCACCUGAAGAGUGUCUAAUCAGGGUGUGGAUGACUAAACUUUCUGCAGUUCAACAGGAAUUAAUGUCCCUUAGUUAUUUUUCUUCAUCAGAGUUUGUUUGGAUAAUACUGAACGAGCAGUCGUUGUAAUCAAACAACAUUUUUAAGACAGUUUGGUUCAUUUGACUUCAUUAGUGUGAAAGCAAACCAGACCACAGCAACAAUGUUGGUUUCCACCCCCCAGUCGAACCUGAAUCCCCUUGACUAUCAUGAGUGUAAUAGAUUCACCCUAAUAGAUUGCAUUGAUACUCCAGUGUUAACCACAUUUAUUGUGCAAUAUGUUCAGGAGCAGAUUUUGGAUCAGGGCUAGCAGGCUACAUACAAAUCAUGAAUGUAUUAUUAAGAGUUAAAUAUUGGCUGCAGCUAAUAGUUGGGUCACAAAGUGAGAUUCUGUGACCAUCCUCUGGCAAGGAUGUUUUGACAAUUGAUUUGAUCUCUGUGGACCCUUUAGAAAAGAUUUAGCCCCCAGGUCCCUCGCAAAAAUCCCGGCAUUUUUUGCUAGACAGCUAAAUUCAAGAUGGCGGCCGGCGCCAUCUCUGAAAAUUAACUUUUGAUCUGGAUGACCUAGAAUCAUGUAUGAAGGCACUUUUCCAUACAAGUCAAGCAUGAGGAUUCCAAAUCUGACAUAGUUUUAAUCAUACAUCUUUGUUUUGACCGCGAUAUUCACGAUGGCUGCCAUCUAGUACUGUAAUUCUCAACCUUCAGGACUUGACCCCCCAAAACAAUCAUAUUUGAACUGUGUAACCCCCAAUUUGUUUGACUCUGUUCCACAUAUAGAUAUUGUGAAAAUAGCCGAUCUACAAGCCCGUAACACAUGGGGCUCUAUUUCGUGCCUCGCCGGAGACGUGCCGCAGGCGCAGCGUAAGUCAGGUCCGCCGCGCCGACAAGGCGUUCCCAAGCACAAUUUGGUAUUUUGGUGAGCCACGCAGCCCGGCGUAAGUAUCCCCCCUCCCUUACUCAGCUCCUCCCAGCGUCGUAAGUCGUAGCGAGGGAGGAGAGAGGGCGUGGAGUGGGUUUUACACAGCCGAGACCUGUUUUCACCAAUCACAUAGGCUCCUCUCCUUGCCUUUAAAUCUGCCAGUGGCGAGGCGUAUUACUAUUUUCGUGGAGUAGUCAGAGAGAUCAAGAGAUGUCUGAAGACAGAAAUGCCACACGAUGGUGACAGAAGGCAGCUCCUCAACAAGUGUCACUGUAAGCGCUGCAUUUGGCGUCCUCCACACUCUCUCAUGUGAGCACAGACGGAUUUGGUGUGUGUAUUGUUGGACCCACUGGUAAGACAAACACCCUUUUCCACAAAUAAAGACACUCACAUAAAGUUGCAUAUAUUCAAACCUCACGUGACAAAGGUGGGUUGAUUGCACAGAUCACAAUAUAAACUCCAAAAAUGGCAUUAAAACUGGAACCAUCUGUGCGUAAAUGACGCAUCGCGCUCUGUGGCCUGGCUCUUUCUUUCAUAGAUGUUGGCAUAUAAAAUAAAUUUGCCUCACAAAACUGAAUAUUAUAAUAUCUGUAUGUCAGUUUGAAGUAAAUAACUCAUCUGAGCACUGAAACAAAUCAUCUGUUCAGCUGCAGCAGGUCAGAGAGAGGACACAGACACAUGUCCAGGUCGAGCUGCGCGAGAAAUAAGAGUAAGAGGAAGAAAGAAAAGGAGGGAGACAAAUUAAAUAUCUUGUUAACUUCAUCAUGUGUGUUUAUUUACUAGAUAUUUAAUUUAAUUUAAUGCGGUUUCAGCUGUGUUGAUUCGGUCAGGUUGUGUGUCCAAACGCGUGCCAAACGUGCUCAUCAGAUCAGAUAUAGAUCAGAAUAUAUCGAUAUAGAUCUAAAUGUAUGUGCUGACUCAGAUUAAUAGUUAUUGAUGAUUAUUUAUUGCACUGAAAUGUGCCUGACACUGUGGAAACCUGCCGGUGAGGCAUCGGUGAUGAAUGCUGAUACGCCGCCGGUCUACCAAAAUACCACUAGACCAGCUGCGCUCCGCCUGCGCUGAAAGCUGACCAGGUUUGAAUCGGCGAGCUUUCAGUGCACUUUACACGCCAUUGGCGAGCACGAAAAUGUCCAUGAUAAUACCAAACUGGCUGUACGCCGGGCUCCGCCAGACGAAAAUACAACUGCGCGGGGUCCGCCACCCUCCACCCUCCUGUCCCUUCAAUCACAUGCUGCUUGUUUAGUGCUGCUGCUUUCCUAAAUGUUGCCUCAGUCAUUCUUUUGAGCCCACAGUUAGAGGAGCUACACAUUUGAUCUGUAAAGACAGUGUGCAUGCAGAAUACAUGGCUGCUUGAAUAUGGAAGAAAAUAGUAUACCAACAAGAACAGACAGACAGUCAUGUAUUCUCCAGUGUGGUAGUCUGUGUAAUGAAGCCACAUAUACCAUUAAGUCGACCCAAAGAUGAUCCCUGACAUGAAGGGACAGCCAAUCAAAUUGCCUGAGUGAAGUACUGCUGCUGACAUGAAUCAAGCAUACUGGAUAGUUUGAGUGCAAUAUUCACUGGCCUUUAUGUUGUUGUUAAGUUAAGUUUUCUCUGUACUUGAUCAUUGGUUGGUGGCGUACCCCCAGAUGACAGUGAAAUGAUAAUGUUAGGACUUGUAAGAUCCUCAAAGAAAAAGAUCAUCACUGCAUCCAAAGUAAUCAACAAACAAUGCUAAACCAUUGGCCAAAUUGUCAAAUGAUAUAAGAAAAAGGCAAAAAUUGUGAAUAUAGCCAAUUUACAAGCUCACAUGCCUCACAAUACAAGGUGUUACUGGCUUGUAGAUCGGCUAUUUUCACAAUAUCUAUAUGUGGAACAGAGUCAAACAAAUUGGGGGUUACCCAGUUCAAAUAUGAUUGUUUUGGGGGGUCAAGUCCUGAAAAGGUUGAGAAUUACAGUACUAGAUGGCAGCCAUCUUGAAUAUCGCGGUCAAAACAAAGUUGUAUGAUUAAAACUAUGUCAGAUUUGGAAUCCUCAUGCUUGACUUGUAUGGAAAAGUGCCUUCAUACAUGAUUCUAGGUCAUCCAGAUCAAAAGUUAAUUUUUAGAGAUGGCGCCGGCCGCCAUCUUGAAUUUAGCUGUCUAGCAAAAAAUGCCGGGAUUUUUGCGAGGGACCUGGGGGCUAAAUCUUUUCUAAAGGGUCCACAGAGGUCAAAUCAAUUGUCAAAACAUCCUUGCCAGAGGAUGGUCACAGAAUCUCACUUUGUGACCCAACUGCUGUCUUUAAUAUGAGCUGGGGUCCCCAAACUCCAACAGUGUGUAGGACACUUCUAACUGGGUCAAUUAUGGUUCUUUCUGUCAUGAAUUUUUCAUCCAAGAAUCAUUAUGUGAGGAUCAUCUGGAUCUGCUCCAGAUCAACCGUUAAAGAGGACUGUUCUUAUUCACUUGGCUGCAAACACCACUAGUUAAUUGUGAAUCUCCAAAUACAGCUGAGCAAUUUGUAGAAGAACAUCUUCCUUUUUACUAAGACCAAGUCUGGUUUUAAGAUGACUUUAAAAUCCGAAAGAAGGUAACUGUCUUAUGUCAGUUAUCUGUAAAGGGAGGGUACCCGUCCUGACUGAGACCAGCAGUUACUCACUACUCCGGUUCCAAGAGGAUGAAGAGAGAUGGUAAAUAAAACUGCUUAGAGGAAGAAACUGAAGCGGAAGUAUAAUGUGUUUUUUUUAAAACUGCUACAGAGACAGUGAACACCGUCAAACAGCCAGAACACAUAGGGCCUAAUUAACCAUGAUCCCACAUAACCAGUGCUGAACCGCGUGAACAUCUCAGCAGAUUGUAUGAUUUGUUAGUGUGCCUUUUCACCUCGCCCAAGAGAAAACCUCAAGAAAAAUAAUUUUGGCAAACAGAAAGUAGGAAGCCAUCAGUUUUUCUUUUCUUUAGCGGCUGUGAAUUGACCACAAAUAAAGGUCAUGGUAAAUGUUUGUGUAAUCUUGAUGCUUCUACUAAAAGUAAAAAUAUCUUUAAAAAAAUACAGCCAGAGUGUGAUACUGCCAGUUAGCUGUCAAUACAGAAGUAGUCAAUACAGAACAGUAAAGAUGAGAGAGGCAGCAAAUUUGGGCUUUAUAAAUCAAAUUAUUGACUGCUUUCUGUUGACUGAUCGAUCGUCAUUCUCGUAGCUCCUUAUCCACGCCUGUCUUUUCUCCUCUGUCCCCCCUCAUCACCCCCUUCAGUUCCCGGACUCACUCCAGGCGGAGACGACGCCAUCGGAGGUCAGAGUCGGACAGUUCUUCCUGCCAGUCAUCAACAGAGGACAGGUAGGGUCCCAUCACUCCCUCCUCCUCCUCACCAACCGCUCCUCCCUCACUUUAUCUUAUCAGCCCCAGGUGUCUGCAGAGUCCCCGGUCACACGGCACAGAUGACUGAUAAGACAGAGGUGACUUCCUGAUCUGAAGCGCGGCCGGCUCUUAUCACAGCUUCACAGGAAAUGGCCCCAAAUUCACUGCACAGAUCGAUGGACUCAAUUAUAAUGACAAAUCUCAGACCUCUGAUAAUAUGAGAGAUGGCCUUUUCCUCUGCUUUUAUGGCUUAUGGGGAACAGAGUUCACAAUUCAGUGCACAGUGAUUUAACUUAUGGUCAUUAACCCCUAUAUAUCAUUGUGUGCAAUUAAUGCUUGACUAAUGCAUAUAGUGAGAGAAUGACAGAUAGAGAGCCUUGGGAUGUCAGUUUUUAAAAAUUAGAUUAGUUCAAAGUCAGAAUGAGGCCUCUUUUAGUACUACAACACUGGUAUUUUAACAAGUCAGGACUUCAUGCAGACCUGUAAAGCACCUAGACUCUUCUACUACUGAGCUGUGCUGUUGUAAUAUCUGUAGAAGGUGCUGGUUAGCGUGGAAGAAGGCAUUGUCUGGAUAGAAGCUGCAGAGCCUGAAUAUACUUUUCAGGAUUAAUGGAGCCUUUAUGCUUUUUCAUACCAUCACAGAUAUGAGCAGUUUGAGUGCGUACCUGUUUUUGUAUCUUCUAGGGCUGCACGAUUUUGGCAAAAAAUAAAAUCCCUAAUUUUUUUCUCUGAAAGUGACAACUUCACCAAACUUUACUUAAAUAAUAUGUUUUUUUAUCGUCUCUCAAAACGAAACCACUGAAAACAAUGUAAUGCAUAUGCCAAGCCAGUAAGUGGUGCUUUAACACCUUCCAAGGUAAUACACAAAAGACAGAAGAGUAAGAGUACGGGGGCAUGCGUUUAAAGGUUGUUUUAUCCAGACAUGCACAGGCGCCAUAAAAGAGUUACACUGUGUGUCACAUCAUCAUUUCAAGAGAUGCAGAUAGGCAUCCACACAGAGAUGAGAUGGUAGUCGUUUACGGAAUUCUGCACUCUCUGACCCAUUUUCAAAAAGUACUGAAAUUAUCGCCUUCUUUUGCAAACGCCAUGUUUGUUUACACUGGUGUGUGUGGGAACAGGGGAGCGCUCCCGCAGGAAGGGGGAGCCUACAGUGGCCUGGAGGUGCAAGACAUGAUGGAGAGGAAAAUUUAUAUGACAUUUUUAAUUUUUCUAACACCGUCAUAAUCAAAUAAUCCGAUUACGAUUAAAAAUCGAUUAAUCAUGCAGCCCUAGUAUCUUCUAUUCGGUUUAAUCCCAGUCAAGAAAAUAGACCAUAUCAAAGCCAAAGUAAAACCGCACACUAAAAUGUGACGUACCCUCAUGGUUUUCAGUGUCAUCAGAUAUACAUAAAUGCUCAAAGUGUUGCAUUCCUCUAAUUCAACUUGCACUUGUGUUAAUGCCGCUGUGUCAUGACAACUGAAUCCAGUGUUUUUUUCCACAGACACCAUCUGCAGAAAUCUGUGGUGCAUCAAACAUUAGGAGACCUGGCAGCUGUAGUUGAGGAAACUAACGGAGUGCUCGAUCACGCAGACAUGAAGUGGAAACCUGCAACCAAAUCAGUGUGUAAAACGGCUCCAAAAUAUCGCUCCAUCCUCUCCACGGCCACCGUAAGUACACUUUAGGACUCUUCACAGUGCCGCCACUGCUUCACUCUGAUUUCUCAGUUAUGGCCAUGGAAAACAGAGAAUUGUCAGUCAGAGGUGCCCACAGUGAGGCAGAGGGGGUUGGGAAUGAUUUAAGGAGGGGGAAGACUGCUCUGAUAAUAGAGCUCUCACCAUUAAUGUCCAGACCUCUCAAACUGAUCUGCUCUAAAUAUCCUCAGAGUUUAACCAUGCAAUCAAAUUUAUACAUGGUCCUACUCUGACCUCUUUUAAGGCUUUGUUUUAUUAUAGGUAAUUUCAGCUUUUAUUCCAACAUCAUCAAGUACUUGUUGAGAUGAAUCCCAAAAACAAUAAACAAUAUUAGAGAUAUGGGUUUCUGAAAGCUGGUUUAAAAAUAAAGCAUCAUGUCAAGGUGAAGUUUAGACAUAUAAGAAAUGUUUUACUCUCUGAAGACAAAACAAGUUUGUAUUUCCCCUUUUAAAUUGUAAAUGUGCAAUUCUUAACACACAUUAAUGAACAUAUAAUUUCAGUGUUUUAAUGAAUAACUUUUGCAGACUCUGCAACUAGUCCAGAUCAGGAACUCAAAAACACAGAGGUUAAAGUUUCACUCUUCUUGAAUGAGAAAGUUUACCCAUCUUCAACUGAGGCGAACCUUAAUGAAACUCAUUAAACCUCCUAUGAGGAGUUUCUUUUGUCAAUGAAAUAGACUGAAAUUCAUAUUGCUGCCUUUAAUGACUUACAAAAACAAACACGACUGUUAGAGACAAUAUGGACAGUGUUUAUGUCCUGAUUUUUAUUGCCUGAAACUGGUGUGAGGGUAUCAGUCGAGCAGUUCAAUCCUGUAUCUACAUUUUCACAUUAAAUAACUCGCUAAUAAUAAUAAUAACUUUGACUCCACCAGUUAGCAGGAUGAGACUGUUUGCCCAAAGUUGCUCCUCAAAGAUGACAAGAAAAGCAAAGCUACUCUGUCCACAGGGGGCGCCAAAAUUGGCACAAACCAAACAGAGUGAAAAUCUGUGAUAUUAACUCAGAUUUGCAGCAGACUGCCUGAAAGAGAUUUUUCAGUGACUUUUUACUGCUUUCCGAUCAAUAUGACUGACUAGUGUUUACUUAAACAGACAGAUAAAAAAAAAAUUAAAAAGACAACAGUCAUCAUUUUGUUUAUUUUAAUUUGCCAACUUGUCAACAAACAUGGAAUACAAAUAAUUUAACGAGUUUAAAUGUACAGCUAAAAGUGAUAAAUUGGAAGACUCAAAAGAUGCUGGACAAAUCUACUCGUCAAGGUUAUUCAAGACUCUCACAUUAGAUAAUAAAGUAAAACAUGAAAAAGCCUGAAUGCCUUUAAAACAGUCGGUCAAACAGCUCCUCAGAGGUUUCAUUUGAAUGUUUUCCGGGUUUGUUGUUGACUUCUACAGGAUGUAACUAUGUCAGGAGAUAACAUUAGCACAGUAUGACUCUUUUGGUCUGUGGAGUACCUUUUGAUUAUUUUGGCAUUGAUCAGGAAUUUGGAUAUCAUUUUCGUAUUGAGAGGCAUUGAUUAAACCCAUUAGUGUUUCUUUUCUGCGUUAAUAAUAUCCAAAUGUAAACUGUAAACAGUGGGCAGGCAUUUCUGUCCACAGGUCAAAUAUCUGUCAGAAGGAAGUUUAAUCUGUUGCAGUCGGUCCUUUUUACUUUUAUUAAGGGGCGUUACAUUAAUUUCAGGCACUAACAGGUACAAAGUUGAUGUGGUCAAAUCGAAACAAUCUCAUUAGAAGUGUUUUUUAUGUUACCUCCUGUCAUUUAUCCCAAACUCUGUCUCUUUCAGAGGGAGACACCUAAUCUCUCUGCGAGUCUUAAAUGCUAUCAGACUUUUCGAGCGGGUGUCAGUCUGAGCCUCUCAGUUGUAAAAACAGGCAGUUUCACUUGACGUCCUCUAAAAGGCUCAUUUCACUCCUUGAAAUAAUUUUCAGCUUUUCCUCAUUGUUGUGCUGCAGUCUUAAGCUGUUUGUACCUGUUAGUCAGAAACCCUGAAGUUAUUGCAGAACUCUGGACUCAGGCUCAAGAAUGUGAAACUUAUUAUUUUUCGCAGAGUUGGUCUUAAAAAGGUAACAAAUGUUGUAGCUAGUAUGCAGUAGGGCUGCAACUAACGUCUAUUUUAAUAGUCGCCAAGUCACCGACUAUUGAAAUGAUUAGUCAACUAAUCGGAUAAUAAUAAAGCUAAUAUCAUACCGAAGCGAGUCUAACUGUUCAUCCAACAUGUCGACGUGCCUUCUCCUCAAAUGUUUGUGCAUCACCAAUGCAAUCUUGCAAUCUUGCAAGUUAUUUUUUUUCGCCUUAUCUAGGCUAAAGUGCUCCCAAGCUUUGGAGGUUUUUAAGCACGUACUCGUAGCUGCUGUAUGGGAUGCUGGUGCUGCCAUGUUUGAAUACCCUACCGCUUGGCAGAAACGCAAGGCAUGCAGAGACCGUAAUGAAGCAAAAAAACCUCACUCCACUGGAAAAACAUGUCUGGCGACAGUAGUUGAUAAUGGAAUUCAUUAUUGAUUUUUGUCGAGUAAUUGUUGCAGCCCUUGUAUGCAGCUUAGUUUUUUGUGUACUGGCACCCAGCUCUGGCAUGAUGCUCAUUAAUAGCUCUUUUGAGAGCUUAUCAGGACUCUUGUGGAUCUCUAAAAUAUUUGAAAACUGACUUAAAUUGGAUUUCAAACAUUUAAAGUCAUAAAAGUGUUAAAUGGUUGUAUUGUUGCUUGUGAGAAGUCAUUGAGUUUUUGUCCUAGAUUGCGUUAUCUCUCAAAUUUAAGACUUAAAGUGAAACUGUCAAAGUGGGCAGGUGUUGAGGCCACUUCCAGUGUGUCCAGACAACAGUGUGAAAAAACAGCUGACGUAGAGGGUGUUUUUGCCUCUUCAUACCUUCACCCUUCAGCCUUUUUUAUCUGCCUUUACAGUUAACUCCUUAGCCCCAGUUGUUCAGAAUGCAGGCCUGACCUUGAAAGAGAGAGAAAAACAACUCAUCUUUAAACCAUGAUUUACAACUUCCAUGUGCCAGACUUUCAAAAACAGUUUUAUUCAUUGCAGGCUGAUGUUCCCAGAGAGCCCAGUGGAAACAGCUCCAUCCUUAAACUCAUUGUCUCAUGCUUAUUGGGGCAUGAAAUAUAUUUAAUUUCUCUCCAGCAAUCAUUAAAUUAUGCUAAUUGCACAGACAAAUGUUUUUAAUUACACACCACAGGGUUUUAAUUGAAAUUCAAUAAAUUAAUCCAUAUAUUGAAUCAUGGCUGGCGUUCAGUAUCCCAAAGUCAUUCAGGGGGACUUCACAGUUUGUUACUGAGGGGAAUUUGGUGGUGUUUGCACUCAUUUAUGGCUUUUUAUUUAAGGCAUGAAAGCACAUCAAUUUACAAGUAACGCAGACUGAUUUUUGCUUCAUAUUUUGUCCUAAAAAAUCUACUCCAAAAGGAAAGGAUUAUUUAGUUGGUUGUGUUUUGAAUGCUGUGUGUGCUCUGAAUUUACAUUUUAUGUUAAUUUAAUGGACAAGAAAGCACCCUAAUGUUUUAUUGUGAAGGGAACGGUAGGUAUGCAUCGACAAACAAACCCUUGAAAAAAAGCAAAUGAUUUAUUAACUUUAAAACCCAUAAACCCUUGCUGCAAAUAUAUUGUGUGAAUUAUUGAAUUUCUUUUGUGGUGGAAGCAGGACAAACAGAAAAGUAAAACACACAUCUGCAGCGAUUAAGUGGUUAUUCAGUGCAGCCUUGUCAAAAUAUCUGGAGCUGACGUUGAGGAAUGUCUCAGUUUAAAAUUUGUCUUUCUUGAGGUAAAACCUCUCCUGAGCUCGCACAGAUGCGCACAGAUUCGAGUGGUAAACAAGGAUGGUGAAGGAACAGAGAUUUGUUUAAUUUCCCUUAGGAGUCGGUCUGCUGGGUCGACUUCAGACUUGAGCAAAUAUGUGGAAAACCUUCAGGAGGAGAGACAGACAGAUAAACCUCUCUGUGUUUUAGAGAGAUCAUAACUUUGUGCGAUUACUCCACCAUGAUCCUUGGAGAUUUAGUAUCUUCUUUUUUCCAUCUGUGGGUGACUGCAGUGAAAAAAAAAGAGCAUCUCUACACCGAUAUCUAACAUAAAAACACACUUUAAAGGAUUCUUGGCUCAAAAAAAAAAAAAAACUCCAAAGCAAAGCCAGAAACUAAAAGUCCAGUUCCAGUAGAAGUUUAACUGGCUCUGGGUUUGAAGAGAGGGUUAUUGUCUUUUUCUUGCAAUUCACGACUCUAAUGAUGCACUUAUGUUGCCCGCUCUUCCCUUUUUCUUACACCUUACCUACUUAAGGAGGAAAUCUUGAUUGGUAAGUCGAUGCUAUCCGCAGAUUGAGGGAUUUACUUGUAGGUCGGUGCAGGCUAAUUAUUUACUUCUUACAGGAGAAAGAGUCAUCUGUCCUAUUCUGAGGGCUUUCUUAGUUAGACUGAUGGGAUCUCUCUUUGUCUGCAAUCCUUUUCAUUUCUACAUAAUACCCAUUUUGUGAUGUUUGUUCAAUGUUCUUUAAAUGACGGGGCUAUUCUUGACUCUUUUUCUCUUCACUGCAGUUAGAGGCAGUAGAUCUUUCCACACAUAGUUUUCUUUCUUCUCUGCUGUUCUGUUGUUCCUUUCAUAUACUUGUUUUAGUUUAGACUUACUUUAUAUCAAUUUGUUUCCUGUUGAUUUCUUUGAUUUUAGUUGAGUUCAGACCUUCCUUUGAGGUUAAUCGCAUGCUUCAGAUUUGCAUGAUGUCUUUUAUCUUUCAAAGUUUUUGUCAGAAGAAAAUAAAGAAACCUCUUCUCUGUGUUCUCGGGGGGAAUAUAUUGCUUUUUACUUAGUCUAUGCACAGUUCAUCAAAGCAGAUAGCAGGUUACAGUUUUUCGUGUAUAGUUGGUUUUAAGCUGCAGCCUGUUUGUCUCUUUGCAGAUUAUGUCAUCAAAACCUGCAGACGAGCUCUUACACGGAAAAGGGUCUCAGGAUUUAUCGAGCCAGAUCGAAGGUCCUCACGAUUACGAUUCUGGGAAUGACACGUCUUCACCGCCAUCUAGCAAAACUGGUGUUUCUCGAGCAAGUGUUGUUAACAACAUGCGGAGCCACUGUCAGCGUCUGGCCUCUCCGGAAAAGCUGAAGUUCAAUGACAGAGACAACGUCUCUGAUUCAGGGAACUCUGUGACUAGCUACGCCUCCCUGUGCAGACCUUUUGGGGAGGAUGGCCUGUCUGCAACCCUCUUCAGUGCAAACGGCAAGAGGUAGAGUUGUUUCCUGAGUGAAUAAUCCAUUCGAAUGACUGCUUCCCAAGAAAACAGCAAGCUGUUUAUCUUCUGUGUCCAUGCCCCGUUUCCUCCUUUGAAAUAUUCAUUUGUAAGAGAAAAACAGCAAGCACUCUUUAAAAAAAUAAAUCCAGGGUACAGUCGUAGUGUUAUCACUCAAAGCAGUGAAAUGUCUUAAUGUGUUUUCUUAGCAGGGAGCAGAUAACCCUGGGCUGUCGGGUAGAAGUAGUGAGAUCUCCAAAGACCUCCAGCUGUUCACAGAGGAUGAACAAAUCAUCGGGAAGGCGCCUGAAAACCCGGUCAUCAAGCAGCAGGAGCAGGAGCAGAUCCUCCAGGAGUUCCAGAUACUCUGAGCGCUACUCUCGAAGCCUGUCGCUGUCAUCCUGCAGGUCUGUAACAGCUGAGAAGUUUCAUAACGCUUACGUAUACCAGUGUCCAAGUUCUACUGAGUACGUUUUCACUCACGCAUUUGGAGUCAGACUGAAAAAGUGGAAAUGUAGGACACUGAGGUGGAUUUGUGAAUUAUGUGUUUUAGUUGUGCCAGACUACUUAUGCACUUUGCUUUACAUACAAGUGGACAGGUGAGGGUUCAAAAAAGGACUUACCUCUUGGUAACAGUAGCUGCGUUGACAUGGGCACGAAUAAUAUGAAUAAAUGCCCAAUCGGAAUAAAAACACAUCAUAUAAACGCUCAAAAGAUUCUGAUCCAAUUCAGCUCAAUCAGAAAGAAAUUGUAUUCCGAUCAGGAGGGUGGUUUAUGCUGAUUGUUAUUCCAAAACGUGUCAAUGUAAACUUCUUCUGACCGUGACUCUCUUACCUGACUCGGUCUUUACUCAUUAGCCUUUGGCUUAUUAUUGAGGCCAGUUCAGGAGAUUUUAUUAUUAACACUUUAAAUGUUUGGCAUAAAACACAACCACAGGUGCCAUGUCUGCCCCUCCGGUAACAUAACAAGGCGUGCAUACAGUGUAAUGAUGUCACAUCUGCACCUAAAGUAAAACCUUUGACAGGAUGGUAAAAUAAGUGAGCAAGGGCGCCAUCUAGUGACAACAUUUAACGGGGGGAAAAUCCUUAAUUGGAUGAAGUGAGCCACUACCGCGUUUGUUGUUUUGUUGACAGUACAGGUGUCAAUACAACUCUUCUUAUUCUGCAGUUGUUUUAGUGAAACCAGACAACUCUGCACAUGUCCAAAUGCUUCUAACCUGAAUAAAGCUUGGUGCAUGGAUACACAAGUUAUGAUAUUUGAUUUUGCGCCCAAGUAAACAAUAGAUUCAGAUCUUCCGAUCCACCAAAUUUUUAAUCCGAUCAAGAAAUUUUGCCCAUGCAAACAUGGCUGGUGUUGUCUGGCUAGCAUUUGAACAACAGUUUGUCAUUUGUCCAUUUUCAAACUUAUUUCUAUUAAAUAUGUUAAAGAUGUGGAUGGCAUUCAUAUUAGGCACAGGGAUACAUUUUGUGAAGCUUGUCUUUUAAUAACACCCUCAGAUUGUUUGAGAAUUUAGGAGACCAGUUUAUGAAGGUUUUGAAGAGGAAUCUUGGUCCCCUUUUUGCCUGAUAUAUAUUGUACGCUGUUUAUCAGUUCACAUCUCCUUUGCCUAUAUUUCAUUUCACAGUUUGCUAAAUUUUCUAAAUGAUUGAUGAGCCAGGACUGCAGGCAGGCCAGUUUAGCACCAGGACUUUUCUACUGCAGAGCCAUGCUCCUGUAAUAAGUGCAGGAUGUGGAUUUGCAUUAUCUUGCAGAUAUAUGAAAGGCUAAUCCUGAAAAAAGGCAGUGUCUGGAUUGCAGCAUAUGUUGCUCUAAAACCUUAAUGUAAAAUCCAGCAUUAAUGGAGCCUUCCCAGAUGUGUAAAAUACCCACAUCAUUGGCACUUAAAAAACUGUGCACUGCUAGUGAGGCAGAGGUCCUUCUCCCUUUUAGAGCAGACGACACAGUGUCCAUGAUUUCCAAAAGAAUGUCAAACUCCAGAGUCAUGUCUGUUUUGAUAUAAUCUUUUAUGAUAUUAUGUGCUUUGCAUUAUAGACCCCCGAUUCCUUCGCAUUGUUGUGGUGAAGAACAUUAUUCUGAAAUUGCUGAACUGUUAGCUCACGCAGUCUCUCACUGACUGUUGACUUUUCUCCCAUCUUUACUUCUGAGGGACACAAACUCUCUUGAAUUUGAGCCACACCUGCUGUAAAUUCACUGUGUUAGUUAGAAGAUGUUACCUCAGGUGAUUUUAACAUUGCAACCUUUUUGUUCAGCUCGUAUUCGCGCUCGCCAAGUUAUUCAGCCGAUCUGAGGCGACGAGGCAGCGUGGCCAGCCUGAGCUCCAGAGGAAGCUACUCCAGAUACACCCCUGACAGGUGAACUUUGAGCCGUUGUAGAUGACUCCUCAUUACUGUUCCACAGAGAUGAAUAUAAAUCUUUACAUUGUGAUCGUGGUGAUUAAAACUUCACACUGUUGUGUUUGCUUCCCCAGACUACAUGACAGAAGGAGAACACCGAGCUCCAGAGAGAUGGACAUGAAGCAUGAACACAAGGUUACCAGGAAGAGACGAAGACGCAAAUCCUACUCCCCUAUGAAGAAAAGGAGGAGAGACUCACCGAGCCAUCUGGAAGCCCGUCGAAUCACAAGGUAGCCUACAGCUUUCCUCAGUCUGGUGAUUUAUAGCGAGAAUAUCCCUUUUUAUAUGCCUAAAAGAAGCAAAAAUGCUCCACUGGUUCCUCCCUCCACCCCCUCAGUUGGACAAAUCCCAGACCUGGAGUCACAUCGUGUUGAUGUGCUGUGCACCUUGAAAUGGCAUUUAGCCCGAGGAUGAGAUAACCGUCAGCUCUGAUGCCACCGCAGGUGCUAAAGAAACAGAUGGUGAACACAAGCUACCUGAAAUGAAAAAAAAAAACACAAGUCUGUUACUCAGUUUUUUCUACAGAUCUUCUGCCACACUGUUGGUGUUACUUUUCUGUCAUUUCAUGCUGCUUUUCUCUGCAGCCAACGACAAACAGACAGUAAUAUGCUGCACAGACUCAUGAAGUCACCGAGAGAUUACAGAGAACAGAUUUAGUCGAUACUCUGCGUCAUCUAACUGGAUUAUUCAACUUUUGCGCAAUUUGAUGGAAUUGUAUUUAUCACAGGCAGAAGAGUGAAAGUCACAUCAGGAAGCUUUUGUUGUACAAGGCGUCAUGGCGCAUUAUUUUUAUGGUAAAAAUUGUAAAACAAGGAGUCAGGUGAUUUUCCUGGAAAUGUGGUGUCUGCUGCAUGUUUCCUCUUUCUUUCUCCCUGGAUGACUUAUGCUUUGUCAUUUUUAAGAUAGAUUUAGUGUUGCUGUUAGUGAACAGAAACAGGAGUAAGUUAUUUUCAGCCAUUCUCCUGUUUGGAGACCAUCAGGCAUGAAAAGACGUAACAAACACACCAUCCAGGAAAGUGUUUGUCAGAGUCUGUCUGCAAGAAUGAUUAUGAGAUUUCAUCGCUCUGAUCAGAGUGGUGGUGUGUUUGAUUUAUUCUGCUGAAAGAUAUCAUAAAGUGCACUCACAGCAGUUUUAACCCUCCUCCUGUUCACCACACUAAUUAUCUUUUUGGCUCUCUGCAGUGCCAGAAAGCGACCCAUCCCGUACUUCCGACCCAGCCCUUCCUCCAGCAGUCGCUCCACCAGCGUGUCGUCCUGGAGCAGCCUCUUCACCCGCAGUCGCAGUCGCAGCCCCGUUCACAGCCUGAGCCGGAGCCGCAGCAGAAGCCACAGCCGCUCCUCCUACAGGAGCUACAGCCGCAGCUCCUCCUGGAACUCCAUCUUUGGGACACGCAGUCGCAGCAGGAGCCGUGGAUCGUUGAACAAACGCCACAAAAACAGGCAUUAGAGUUUCCCCGAGAACAUUAAGAGGCUGAAUCCACGGCCGGGUUUCCAGUUGAGAGGGAGGACAUAGCUGGAUGUCGGAGCAAUCGACUGUGAGCGCCCGCUUUGAUGCUUGAGUGGAAAUAUCCCAGCAGGGGUCCAAACAUGUCUUCAUUGAUGCGGCCUUGUUCAGUGGGCCCACAGAGACCGCUGGAGCCUGAAUGUCUUUUUGUUUGUUUGUUUUGUUUGCAUCCUCUUCUUGCAUCAGCACUCAAAACAGCCUGAGACUGUUCAUCUCCGAGAUAUUUACCGAGGAAACUGCACAUGAGAUAGAAACACUACUUUUUUAUUUGGUUCAUUUAUAUCACAAUUUUAAUGUCUCUGCAUGCCUCACCUCAAUUCAUUGCUUAAAACUCUUUGAAAUCACAUAAUUUAUUUAAAAAUGGGUUGAAAAUGGUGCACAGUGAGGUUCGAGGGAGCCAAAAAAAUGUUAAAAGUGCUCAAUCAAAGUGAAUUUCAGGGGUAGAUAUGCUGAAAGCACAAAGUAAAAGCUUUGCAAGUUUCAGAAGACAUCAGACAUUUACUGUCCCUUGUCAGGUCUCCAUGUUUCCAAUUCAGAGCUGAGAUGUGAAGUAUGGAAGUAACAUUUAAACUGUUUGAUCCGAGUGUUUACAAAUGGCUUCAGAGGGGUCGUUAUCAGGAGUACGGGAGGGGUUUACAGCUCUGAUCUCCACACUUCACAAGGCCGAAAAAAAAAAACACUAAAAAAUGAAACGAUGAGGGUGGCCCGACAGCGAGCAAACUGCCUGUCAGCUCAAAUGUCAAAUUAAUUUAUCCUCUGAUCAGGUGGAAAACAAUUGAAAUGUCAGAGCCUGUAGUACAACAGUGAGCGAUUGAAUCAUUGUGCGGGGAACAUGGAGGGGGAUUUUAUUCGACAAAACGUCCACAGAGUCAGAGAAGGUUUUCCAAUGAUGACUCAUGGAGAGAGAGGAUGUUUAAAAGUUACAUACAGAGAACUUAAGUCUACAUAAAUUAAAUCCUGGGGCCAUCUCUGUCCAAUCCACACAUACAUCAGUUUUAGUCAAACUUCAUUAGAAGACAUGAAGUCGUACCUCUCACUUGGUGAAAAGACGUCAUAUAGACAGCUGUGACUCAGCUCAAUGUACUUGAAUUUACUUUUUAUUGCACUGGAACCAAAUACGUUUGCCAAACAUGUUUUUCUUCUUGAUUUGUGUCGCACAGAAGGUCGAGUUUUGAAUUGUGCAGCUCCAUACAUAUUUAUAACUUAUUUAAUAUUUAUUGGUUGCUUGUCCCCUUUCAGUAGUGGUCAAUCUUUCUAUGCAACAAUGUCAAUUUAUAAUUUUUAUGACACUGCUGUAAUUUAUUUUUUGUUUUGUUGUCAAUUUUGCUCCAUUUUUGAAAACUCACUCUCUCAUGAAGCUCAACAAAAAAGCAGAUGUUCAAACAAUGGAGGAGCAAAAGCAGCAGAAACCUCCUUCUGUAUCCCACAAGUGAUCAAUCUUUGGAAUAUUCUCUUUUUUGCUUCAGUGCUGAGAGCCAAAUGAGCCGAUCAACAACAUUUUCAUAUCUGUAUGCUAACUGUGAUGGUAAAGAGAAUGGUCGACUAACUUAGCUCACCUUAAAUGCUUAAAAAAGGGAAAUGAAAGAGAUAUCAGAUGAGGCAAACAUGAGGUGGAACAGUUAAGAGUGGUGGAGGUUAAGUUAACUGCAGUCAGCAGCCAAUAGCUCAGGGUGCGUCGGUGGAAGCUAGCAAACUGGGUCUUGGUCAAAGCUACAAACUCAAGAUUAAUGUUAAUGCUCACUACCGCAACUUGUCACAUACAUUUGAUGCCAUGCUGAUGUUAACCAAGCAGCAACCCUCUGUGUUGAAGUAUGAAAUCAAAGCUGCAGUUCCUCUAGUGUCCACUUGGGGCUGACUUCAAAAUGACCAUUCACACUCAUAUUAAGAUUAAAAAUGUUUAAAACCAGGUUAAAAAAAAAUUGUAGUCUGUAUUGGUGCUGUUGCAGUGUGCCGGUGUUGAUAAUUAGCAGCUUUUUAAAAAUCUGAAAUAUUGAUAUUUGGCUGAAAAUAAACCAGCAGUAACUAGUUCAUAGUAAAGUGGUAGUACUGCGUCUUCAUGCUGGUUAUCCAUUUUUUUCUUAGUUUUUAUGAAUAUCGCUUGCCCUUUUACCAUAAUUUUUAAGGUAAAAAUGAGCUGUGGCAGCCCUAGUCUGUAUAGCUAACCAUUUGUCACUCAAACAAGCUCUAAGUGGGAUGAUUUUUGUAUAACUUGUCUGUUUUUGAGACACUACAGCAAAAAGGUGAGCAAAAAUUUCCAUAUCAGGGGCCCAGCUGAGUUUUCUGACAGGCAGUUGAGGUCUAACUGGUUACCAGGAGGCUUAAAUAACACUUCUUCCUUACUUCUUUUUCUGUUGCAAGAGUUAUCCAAAAGUUUGGUAAAGUCAUCAUUUCCAAUGUAACUUCUACCAUUAUGAAGUUUCAUAAUAUUUUUACAAAAACCUACAGUUGACAUCAUUGAGACUAAAACAGUCUGCUCAUCAGUGGAUUUGAUUUUCCCAAUUUUUUUCUUGUUUAUAUGCCGAGCUCUGCUAACUGGCUGCCCACCACGACUCCAUAUAAAGACAUGAUAUCAGUUAAUUCAUUUACAUCUUGGCGAUGAAGCAAACACACUUGUUUUUUUUAACUAUCCCACCAAAGUUAAUUCCAAGAUGCUUUGACUCCAGAGUUUGAAUCUGCAAAAAAAAAAAAAAAAGCAAAAUAAGUUAGAAACUGCCUCUCCGUCUAAUUAAGAGCGUUAUAUUUCUCAAUCAUUUCAAAUCCAUCAUCCUGUCUGUGGAACUGCUCCAGGCCCGACAGACUGCUCUCUAUGCACUCAAUACUCUCAGAUUAUUUCCCUGAAUGUCAACUAAAUUGGACGGAUGAGGGAAACAUGAUGCUGGAGGAGGAAGGAACUUGGCAGUGAAGUCAUUCAUAAACUCCAAACUGAUGAUGACUCGUGUCAGCCCAUGAGGAUGAUGUGCUGAGGGAAGAUUUGUGCAGUCGUGCUGAUAAAUUUUCAGGAUGGGCGCCCUGGCCGACGGGCCUCCUCCUUUCUCACAAUGUAAAGUUUACAUAUGUUCUUGUGGAAAAUUAUUUUAAAUAUGUAAUUACCGUGGUGUAAAUAUGCAUCUGCACUGUAUAAAUAAUAUAAAAAAUGUGAUAUUUGAUUUCCAGAAUAUGUUCAGGCCUUGUUGGAUGUUAAAAUGUUGGAUAUGAUGAACUGUGCAGUGGAAGAGGAAGAGAAACGCGCCAGUCAGGCAUCAUUCGAUGGACUGUAGAUGUCUUUGUGCUGCGGAUCCCUCUGAUCAUGUCUUUUGUUCUUUCAAAAUCCACAAUAACAACACCAUAGAGCAAUAGUGAUCCAGUGUUCAGUGAUAAAUUAUGCAUACUCUCUCUGUUUUCCAUCUGAGGGAGCAUAUUGCAGACGCAUACUGUUUUUCAUGCUGUCACAUUUUAUCUUGUGUCAGUGAGAACUCCUCCAGUGUAAUAAUGUGUCACCUGGAAAUUGAAUAACCCCCAUGAAAUCAACUUUCCCUCUCACUGCGUGUUUAGAAUAAGCUAUAUAAAAGAAAAAGAAACAUGUUCUGAAUAAAAGAAAUCACCACUGAA
Xyrichtys novacula (pearly razorfish) is the source of this 80854-nucleotide messenger RNA. Lineage: Eukaryota; Metazoa; Chordata; Actinopteri; Labriformes; Labridae. The record is from the annotation of a GenBank genome assembly.